GUGUGCACUGUUCGUGUGUGUGUGUGUAGAAGCCAGUAACAUUCCCGCGAUACACUACUUCAAGGAAAUGAAUUUUUCUUUUGGAUAAAAUCUGUUGUCCUUCUAUUGUCUUUGGAAUUAAAAUCACUGCAGCUUUAUGUUUAAAAAAGCCGGUAACAUUACUUAGGGUUGCUUGUGAGUGAGUUCAUAUUAUGGCCUAUCAAGGGGGAGUCACUCACCCCCAUAAUGCUUCAUUUCGAAGUGAUAGGGACCAGCGGACAAUACCUCCAUCUUACAGUGGCUCUGCCCCACCUGGUUUACCUAGAGACGGGGGAGGUGCAGGAAGCUUUCGUGAUACAAGACCGCACGGGCCCUAUAUGAACCAAGGAAAUCUUCAAGACCCCAACACAUCCUUUGGCAGCCAGGGGCGUUUUUCAGAUGUGCAGGAUCCGAACACAUCUAGAAGUAGUAUAAGGAAGGGUCCUAGUGUCCCAGCAAGGGUCGAUUCCAGACAUGGCUCUCUUCGGCGGCAGCAGGAUUACAAUUCUGGAGGCGUUGCUGUCCCAAGUGGCAUAUUCGUCAGUAAUCAAGGGCAAGGAUCUAAUUACCAACAGCAGUUUGAGAAUCCUGAAUAUUACCAGAUUGGGCAGAACCAGCCUAGUUCUAGACCUGGUAGCACUAGGAGCAGCGCAGCAUACACUCCCCAGCAGCCACCUGAAUAUUAUCAGCUGCAGACUUCCCCUAAACAUUCUCCAAGAGAUUCUGGAUAUCAGCCUACUCCAACCGGUACACUUCAAAAGAAAGAUUCACACAGAAUGAGCAGUCAAAGGGAUUAUGAUGGUGUUAUUAAGAGGCAGAGGAGUUUCCAAGAAGCCCAAGAUAGGCCGACAUCACGUGCAGGCAGCGUUCAAAGCGCAGGGGCUGGAACUCACAGGAGUACUGGAAGCAGCAUUUAUGGAUUGCUAGCUGAAGGUCAUGGUUUGAACAGUGAACAUCUCAGGAACUUACUUCAACACGGCUUUGUUCUUCUGACUGGUGGAAGAGACACCCAAGGGGGUCCUAUCAUCACUCUGCCAUCUAUGCAAAACAGAAAUGACCCAAGCCCUGAUGAGCUGAUCACCUGUUUGAAAUACCUCAUUCAAAUACCUAGUGAAGAGACCAAGAAAAAAGGCUAUUCUGUGGUAGUGGACACUAGAGAUGGCUCCUGGGCCAACCUAGGCAUGGUCAUGUCAUGUUUGAAGCAAACAAUUGGAGGCUAUUUGAAGCAAGUUCUUGUGCUUGUCAUGGAUUUUGAUAAAAGGUUCAAUUUGAGCAGAUCUUCAAGUUCUGAACCACUUUUUGUAACAAUUAGCCUUCUGCAUAGAUACAUUGAUACCAAGCAGCUGACCACUGACCUUGGAGGUCAAAUGGAGUACUACCAUGACAUGUGGCUGCAUACACAAUGGAAUUAUGAGAAUUUCAUGAAAGACUCUAGAGAAGUAAUUGAGUACUUAGACAGACAAGAGGUAGAAAUUCAACAUUCCUAUGAUUCCAAUGUCAGAUCUGACCCUCCAUCGAGUCCUCUUGAAGCUCUCAGAAAGCAUCGCCAGUUUAAAGAGUCCAUCAAAGAGAUGCCCGUUGAAGUCAUCAGACAAGGUCAAGAACUCCUGACAACUUUGUCAGAAAACCGAUUAAGUGGAUAUAGUGACAAUCAAGGCUUCGUACCAACAUUGGACAACUUAGAAGUUCAAAAGCAGGUUAAAAGAGUCCUCCAAUACUUAACCAAUAAAGUGGACAAACUGCAAGAUUACUUGGAAGAUAAGGAUCGUUCUAUGAACUCUAGCAUACAGUAUGAAGAAUGGAAAAGAAAUAUUAAGACAGUCAUUAAUUGGGUACUUGGUCCUGGAGAAAAACUUUUGGCUUCCCAAAGUGACAUUGGAGACUCUUAUGAAUCAGCCGAGGAACUGAGGAAGAGACAUGAAGAAAUGGAAAUUAAGUGUACAGACACAUAUGGGCAGUACGCAGAGCUGCGGCACACUGCAGAAGAGAUCCUGAAAGAGGGCUUGACUGCUGAGGAUGACCUCAAGGCAGAGAGGGACUACAUGGACACAGUGUGCAGAAGUUUUGCCUCCAGACUGGACAGAAGGCGGACAUUGCUGAUCACAUCUGUCAGGUUCCACAGGUUUGCAGAAGAUUUUUCUCAGCUACUUGAUGAGCUUCUAGUAGUCUUGUGUAGUGACAUCCAGGCAGACACUGUGGAGAGUGUGGAAGAGGCCAUGAAGACUUUACAAGACAAAUGUGAUGCUUGUGAUAAAAUAGCUGAGGAAAGUCUUAACGAUGGCCAGAGUUUACUGGAUGAGAUGUCUCGUCCAAUCAAAAAUGCUUUUGGCAAAGACAUCACUCCCGAUUACUCUAGCAAGAUCAAGGACAUCAACAAGAGGCUUGGUGACCUGCAGGAGAGAAAGUUGAGGUGUGAUGAGCUGGCUGAUGUUAGGAAGCUCAAACUGCAACAGUUUCUUCAGCUCAGGACUUGUGAGCGGGACACAGACCAGGCUAUAGAUUGGAUCAAUGAACUUUGUGAUGUCAUGGUAACAGAACAAACAGAUCUUGGAAGGAACUCUGAAGAAGCAGAGGCACUCCAUGAGCAGCAUAAGAAGUUUGCUGCCACAGCUGAAGGCACCUAUGAUUAUGGCAAAGGCCUUCUGCAGGCUGCCUUGGUGUUGAGGCGCUCCUUGAGACAGGAUAUAGAGCCAAACAAUGAGCAGGCCAGAAGACUGGAGGAGGCCUGGAAGAGAUUUUCUCAGGGCACCAGUGAGCAAGCCAACCGCUUGACAGUUUGUGCUAUGUUUUUCAAUGAGUCUGAUAAGCUUAUGAAUGAAAUGGAAAAUUUCAUUACUGCCUGUGCAAGAGCUCUCUCAGGGGAAGAUAACUUGAAUGAUGCUGUCAAGAAUCUGCCUCUGCCCAAAGCUCAGUUGGGCAAAGAUUUUGAUAAUGCUUCCAGAAUGGGACAAGCCCUGAUUGAAAGGCUUUCAAUGCCAAUUAUACUGUCAGAAGGUAAUGAGAAGAAACUAGCCAUUGAUGAGGAAGGAGCAGCUGACAUGGUAGGUAGCCAUCUGAGAAAACUGGACAAAAGGAUGUCAGAGGCUGACCACUUCUGGGAUGAAGUAUUGAAAGCCCACAAUGAUCCCAACUUUCAAACAAAACAUUUGGAACGUCAGCCCUCAGAGAGAAGGAAAGAGAAACCAGGGCAGAAACCAAGACAGAGAACACCUUCUGAAAGAAAACGUCGCAGUGAUCCUUUUGGUAUUGCUUCCAGACGAAGAGUGCAGGAUGGGCAGUCUCCAACUCAACUAACACCUUCAUUAAAUGAUGCUGAUAAAAUGAACAAGUCUUAUGAUGCUGCAACUCUGCCUAAUAAUGGAUAUGCUAAAGACCGCAGAGGUCUUAAUAGAUCAUAUGAUAGCAGUCCAGGGGAUCUGCAGGGUCAGGAUGAUCUUGAUGGUUCUCCAAGCUACAGAUCUUCUGUGAUGGACCAAAGACUAAGAGUUGUCCCAACACCAACAGUGAGGAAGACAGUCCAGGCAAAGCUCCAGCAACAGCAGCAGCCACGGUUGGACCUUAAUCAAGGGAAAAUCGUUGCUACGCAGACACCCACUUAUGCCAAUGCUGCCCCACCAUCAGAGGUGUAUGACCCACUAUACAGUAACCAGCCUGUUCAGCCCAGGCAACACAAAGACAUCCUCGGACUGGACUGGCUGUCACCGAUGUACAAUCCCAGAUCAUCAUUAGCUGAUCAGCUUCACCAGAGUUCAGAAUGGGUCCGGGUCAGAGUUCACCAGAUGGAACCCGACCUGAUGGACGUGGGCUCCAAUCUGGAGGAAGCCCUCCAGUUACAGAGAGAACACCAACAACUCAUGGCCAGGCUAAAGUCAAAAGAAGAUGAAGUCCAACAGCUUUUAAGAAAUCUUGAUGUCCAGGCAGAUCAAAACAGAUCUCAGGUGGAUGUCCAUAAUGCAAUGGCAGACACACUGGCAGAAGCUUGGAAGGACCUUAAUGACAAAUUAGCCUAUAGAGGAACUCUACUGGACCAAAGUGUAUCAUUCCAUCAGAGUGCUCAGGAUUUGGCCUCAUCGAUGGAACAAGCACAGAAGAAUUUCUCCAAAGUUCCACUAGCCACAGACUUGGAAACAGCACAGAGACUACUAGAUCAACAUCUUGACAUGAAAAACAGUAUUUUAGAGACAUCCAAAGCCACACUGGACAUGGGACAGUCCCUGCUAGACCAGAUUAAAGAGAUGGGUAUGCAUGCGGACUUUGCCAACCUCCACGCCACCACUGCAGCCUGCUAUGGCAUUGAACACCUUCUGGAGCUGCUGCAUGAUCGCAGACGCCACUUGGAAGAGUUAUGGAACCAACGCAAGAUCAGGCUAGAACAUUGUUUGCAGCUAUGUCAGUUGGAUCAGGAGGUCAAUAAGAUCUUAGAGUGGUACCGUGGAGUAGGCAACAACUAUUUACAGAAUACAGAACUGGGCUCCUCCUACCUGGAAGCCCAACACAUACAGCAAGACCACAACCAGUUUGAGGCCAGAGCCAGAGAAAUACAAGACAACAUGCUUGGACUUCUCAGGACAGCUGAUGGACUUCUGCGUCGAGCAAGUGUUGAUGCCGAGGGUAUCCGUCAGCGCCUCAUUGUAGUAGACCGCGAGGCAGAAAGCUUCUCAAACCGCCUUGACAACAGACGUAAAAACAUCAGCAUGGCGGUUGCUUUCUUCAGAUUCGCUGAGACGGCUCUAAAUAAACUAGGAGAUGUGGAGUUCCAGCUCAAUAACAUGGAUCUCCCAAGAAACAGCACAGAACUGGCGGAGCAGCAUUCACGCUUGUCUCAGGCCAUUGUUGAUUACUCAACCGAAGCCACACACGAGGGUCGACUGCUACUUGAGAGGGUCAGUAGCACAGACCACGGUGCGGAUGGCGUGAGACGAAAGAUGGAUGAGCUCCUCACCAAGUGCAGUCAACUGGAGUCACUGUGCAAGGCCAGAAGAGCUGAAGCCUGGCAGAGAAGUCAGGAGUAUUUGGUUUACCAUGAGAAAUACAACAGCCUUCAAACCUGGCUGCUCCAAAUAGGACAAAACAUUGUAUCCCACCACAAUUCCAUGGGAGCCACACUUGCCAGUGCUAAGGACUUUUUAGAAGUACAUGAACAAUUAGAUGAGGACAUUCGGGACAAGGUUGCUGAGUUAUCAGCUCUGUCUUCUGCUGCUUCCAGACUGGUACAAACAGGUGACCAGGCAGGGCAGCAGGCUUUAGAGAAAGCUCAAGAGAUUGAGUGCCAGUUCCAGAGACUCCAAAAAAUUGUUGAGACUCGCAUUCAUCUUGCCUUGUUAUAUGUCUCAUUUCAUCGACUUGCACAGCAGCUAUCCAGUAACCUUGAUGGACUGGAACACAUUGUACGUUCAGAGACAGAAGAUCUCCAGGAGAUAACUGACACUGCCGUGCAAAAUUUGCGUGAUAUGUUUUCGAACACAAGACACAUUUUCGACGACCUCAAUCUUAAGGGGAACGAAUUUUUGCAAAAUGCAACUAUGAUUUCUGAUGACUCAAGCUUGGACUUGCGUAGCUCUGUCCAAACUGUUGAAAGAAUUUUGUCUGAUGGCCGCUUCAAUGCAGUGGUCAAUUACUGGGAAGCCUGGGAACAGCAUGUCUCUUCUAGCAAGCAGUUCAAAACCCAGUGGCAUCAGUUCAUACAAGAAGCCAGAAGGACUAUUGAUAAUGUAAUGAAGUUAGAGAAAGACUUCUUCUUGCCUUACGUCUCUGGCACACUGGGCAACACUGCACAAAAGGCCAGAGAACUCCAAGAGAAAUUAGACCAAUUUGUGCCCAUUGCUAAGGAAGCUCAAGCUAAAAUUGAAGAGCACAUCAAGACUGCAGAGCUUCUUGGAUUAAAGGGAGAUACCAAGGGGCAGAAAGAUCAGAUCAUCAAAGAGCUGAUCAAAGUGCACCAGAGAUUCCAGGCUAGAAUCAAUGAGUACCAAUUACUUCUGAAGAUGACUAUUGAAUUCUACAAGCACAUUGGGCAGCUUGAUGAAAUGAUUGAAAAAACAGAGAAGGAGUACCUUCACUCAAACCUGCCAAGUGAUCUAAACCAAGCAGAGUCUAUGUUAGAACAGCAUAAGCGCAAGAAGACUGAGGUCUCACACCUUAUCAACUACACUGCCGAGGAGGGCGAUAGAAUUGUGCGGCGUGUGCGCCAGCAAGAUGCUAGUGCCGCUGCAUCUGAUGACAUCCGCCAUGUUUUGGAUGUUACAGCUGAUACCAGACGUCGAUGGGAUGAAUCAUGGGAAGAGCAGGAACGACGUCUGAGACAAAACCUGCAAAUCUGUCAGUUUAAUUUUGACCUUAGACAGAUCCAUUCAGAAAUUGAUCAACUACACCAACAUUUACAAUCCAGACGAGGAAACUAUGGAACCUCUUUACCCAAUGCACAAAUGACUUCUCAAGCAUUCAAAGAGUUUGAGAAAACUGUUGAGGUCAUUGAAGACAAGAUUGACAACUUUAUCAGCACAGCUGAACUAAUGGUACAGGAUGAGCACUAUGACUCAGACAACAUCAGACGUGAGGCUGACGUCCUGCGCAACAAGUGGAGCUCUUUCCAUGCUGGAGUGAAGGAUUACAGAAAUCAGUUAGAUUCCAGCAUACUCUACUUCACUUUGAUUGAGGAGUGUGAGCAGUGGAUGAGAGAAGGUAGCCAACUCUUAAUUGAGACAGGCCACCAGGCGCCCCAAUGCAGGACAUCACAACAAGCUGAUAACCUCAUCAAAAACUUGGAGAAGUUUGUAGAGAAAGGCAAAAACAAACAAGAGGAAAGGUUGCAGAAAAUAUCUGAGCUGGCAGUCAAACUUUAUGGUGACCAAGGGCCCACCAAAGUGAGACCUCUAGUUAUUCAGUAUCAAGAUAUGAUGCAAUCAUUUGAACAAGCUGAUAAUGAACUAUCCAAUUUAAAAGAUAAUUUAGAAGGGAAAUCACCUGUUUCUGUUGAAGAGUUUAUGCCCAGAGAUGUGAGUGCAAGAGUAGCUGCCCCUCAGCCCAAAGUUAGACCCCCCAAGAUUCUCCAGCACUUGAAGAACUCUGAAGUGAUGGAGGGGGAGAAAUUCACUUUUGAAUGUAAAGUGGACAGUGACCAGGUGCCAGAAGUACGCUGGUACAAGGACAACUUGCCCCUAACAAGCCCUGACUAUGAAACACGGUUUAUGAAUGGAACAGCAACAUUGACCAUUGAGGAGACUUUCUCAGAGGACACUGCCCGCUACACUUGUCGCUUCACCAAUGAUGCAGGAAUGGCUGAAUCUUCAGCCUAUCUGACUGUUAAAGAAACCCACCAGCAGAUCAUGCCCCCAGAAUUCACCAAAAAUCUGAAGUCAGUGGACCUUCCUGAAGGUUCUCCCCACUGUUUGGAGUGUCAUGUGGUGGGAAUCCCAUCUCCAACAGUUUCCUGGUAUAUGGAUGACAUCAACAUUGACAACUCACCAGAGUUUGUCAUUACCAAAAUCAAUGGCACAUGCACCCUAAAGAUACGUCAGUCACAGCGCCAUCACAGUGCACGCUACACCUGCCGUGCCUUAAAUCCUGGUGGCGAGGCUUCAUCAUCCGCCAGGCUUACAGUCAUACCCACUCAAGUACCCACAAUCCAACAGCCUCUCCAGGAUGUCUCUUCCUUUGAGGGCAAACCUAUUCACCUGGAGAUCAGAUUCAUGGGGGCACCGCCACCAGAGGUUAUCUGGUUCAGAGGCAGCAAUCGCAUUGUACCUACCAAUAAUUAUAAAAUCACUGUCAGCACAAACUUCUCAUCUUUGGAUAUUCGUGAAGCAUAUUCUGAAGACUCAGGUUCCUAUACUGUGAUAGUACGCAACAUUGCUGGGGAGGCAACUUCUGUCUGCCAGGUUGUCAUUGAACCAUUCUUAUCCAGCCCAGGAGAAGCCUCCCAAGCUUCAGCUGAGAUGGAAGCUAGACAGCCUCAGUUUGUACAGAAACUCCCACCAACUAAAGAAGUUCCUGAAGGCACAAAAGUCAGACUGGACUGUGUACUUGUUGGACACCCAGAGCCAGAGGUGAUCUGGUUAAAAAAUGACAAGCCAGUCAAAGAGUCUCCAGAUAUAACUCUUCUCUUUGAAGGUGAUAGGUGCACACUUAUCAUCAGAGAAGCUUUGCCCAAUGACAGUGGUUACUUUAAAUGUGCAGCUAAAAACCCACUGGGUAUUGCAGAAACAAGCUGCAAGCUUCAUGUUGAACCUGUGAGUGAGAUGUCUGAUGUAUCCAUCUCUGAAGUCUCAGCUCCACAGUUCACCCAACCUCUCAGGGACCAACAGGUCAAGUCUGGCCAGCGGGUGUGUCUACAGUGCAGAGUUAGUGGCCAUCCAAUGCCCACUGUUACAUGGUAUAGAGACAACCAUUCUUUAGAAAGCUCUCCAGAUUUUCAGAUUACUGCCUUUGCUGAUGUCCAUUCUUUGACCAUACCUGAAGUGUUUGAUGAGGACAGUGGAAGCUACACAGUCAAAGCUGUGAACAGGGCUGGCGAAGUCAGCUGUGCAGCUAAAUUGACUGUUCUCCCCGCACCUGAGGAGGAGAUGAUGGAGAGAAAGAAAAUAAGCAGACGUGAACAGGUUCCUCAGGCCCCACCAGAAUUUAGGAAACUGUUCCAGGACGUUAAUGCUAAGCCAGGAGAUACCGUGACUUUUGAGUGCACUGUCACGGGAGUGCCAAAACCUAAAGUGAGCUGGCAGUUUAAUGGCGAGCCACUGGUCUCACAAGAUUACAUUACCAGCAUGGAAGGCAACACCUACCGCCUCACCAUCCCUGAAGUUUUUGAUGAAGAUGCGGGUAGGUUCUCUGUUUCUGCUGAGAACCCCAGUGGUAAAGCCACUUGCUCUGCUUUGCUUUCUGUUGCUCCACCUCUACCAUUGGUCCCUGCACCAUCUGUUUCUAGAAGCAGCCGGCCAGUCUCAAUGGACAUGUUUGACGGAGGUUAUCCAUCUUGGUCAGAAUCAGAAGUAACACAAACUGUCACAAAAACAGAGAAACGUGUUAGCAGGACUUUCAUGUCAGAAGACCGCUACAUGUCCUCAGGAGGAGAGAGCCAUCAUUCCACGACAUACACCACUGAGGUCAGGCCCAAGAAAGCCAUGACUGCUACAGAAAGGUAUGCUACAACCAUUACCACGGACAUCCCACCAAAGUUCCAGCCAGUGGAUCUCACCAUUGUUGUACCAGUGCCACCUAAUUUCCUCCAGCCAUUGAAGAGUCUUCAAGCCACAGAAGGAACAAAAGUGACUUUUGAAGGAGUUGUCACAGGUAAGCCAGAACCUGUCAUUCGAUGGUACAGGGAAGGUAGACAACUCUCAGAACAAGCCGACUUUGAAAUUUCAUAUCGCAAUGGCAGGGUAGCACUGACCAUUCCUGAAGUUUUCACUGAAGACAGUGGUCAGUUCACAUGCACAGCUGAAAACCAAGCAGGAAAAGCUACUAGCACAGCUGAGCUUGUUGUUAGAGCAAUUCUUGUUCCACCUGCUUUUACUGAAAAACUCAAGACCACAUAUGCUCAAGAAGGGGAGCCCAUCCGCUUGGUGGUGAGGGCGACUGGUGAGCCUGAGCCAGUUGUUUCCUGGUACAGAGAUGGCAACAGGCUUGUUAGCUCCCCUGAUUUCCAGAUUACUCAGGAGGGUGACAUCCAUUCCCUGUACAUUCCUGAAGUUUUCUAUGAAGACACUGGAAAGUUCAGUGUGAAAGCAGAAAACCCUGCUGGAGAAGCCAUCUGUUCUGCACAUCUCUAUGUUCAACCAAUACCAGAGAAACCACAACCACUAGCCAUUAGGGCACCAGAGAGGAAACCUGUCUAUGAGCAUGUUACUCCAGUCAAGUCACCUGCUUCAAGAUCACCAAGGCCUGUGACUGAUGAGCAGCCCAUUGCCAAGAUCCCAAAACUUCAGAGGCCAUCAGAUUUUGUUCCAGUGCCAACAGCACCUCGUGUGGAAGAGAGAUACAGACAUGAGUUUGACAUGCAGAUAGAGCAUGAACUUCCACCUUUUGAGGCAAGGAUCAAGCUGUUUGGGGAAGAUGAACUGCAACCCCAACCACAGCCACCUGUGCAGGCACCCCCCAUGCCUCCUUCCCCUAAGCCAAAACCCAAACAAAUGCUUGAGAAACCAAUCACUGCAACAAAGAAGACACCAUCUGAAGAAAGACCUUUUGUUGCUGAGAAGAAGAAACCAACCUUUUAUAAGCCACUGGAAGAUGUUUCAGUGAAAGAAGGAGACAGACUUGUCCUGGAGAUAAUUGUGGAAGGUAACCCAGAGCCUAUUGUUAAGUGGUACAGAGAGUCCAUUGAGAUCAAAAACUCUCCAGACUAUCAGGUCCUACAGAAGAACAAUCGCUACAUUCUAAUAAUUGCUGAAGUCUUCCCUGAAGAUUCUGGACGAUAUGAAGCUGUGGCUAUAAAUGCGGAGGGAAUGAAUAGGACAGAAGCUUUUGUCCUUGUUGAAGGUGCCCCAGCCCCACCUCUGCCUAAAGAGCCUCCUCCCCCUGUACCUGUGUACAAAGAUGAGAUAGAACUCCAGGUGGACAGAAAGCCAGUGGAACAACCAACCUUUGAGGAGAGAGUAGAUAUUUUCAAGAAAGCUCCUCCACCACCACCAGCCCUUAAACCAGUCAGAAGAAUUCCACAGCCAGAGCUGGCACCCAGGACUGAGCCUGUUUUUACAAAGCCUUUGUCCAGCAUUGAAGCCCAGCAAGGUGAUGGGGUCAUAUUUGAAGUGAAGGUUGAAGGCAACCCCGAACCAAUCAUCAAGUGGUACAGGGAAGAUGUGGAGAUUGUCUCAUCACCAGAUUUUGAACUUUCUCGAUCUGACAAAAUGUACAGGCUACAAAUCAUUGAAACCUUCCCAGAGGAUGCUGGGAAGUUCUCUUGCGUGGCUACUAAUGCCCAGGGCACUGCAGUAACUGAAGCCUAUCUGUAUGUGCAGCCUUCUCCUGGAUCUCCUGUCCAGUCACCAGUAGCAGAAGAGAAGUUCAGAGAGGAGCUGGAGAUGCAAAUUGAUGGUCAGCCAGAUUUGCCUGCUUUUGAAAAGAGGGUGGCCCUGUUUGGUGCUCCACCACAACCCAUGCCACCAGACAUGGCACCUCGUCGACCAUUUGUUACUAACAAAGAGAAGCCUAAUUUUGUGCAGCCUUUGAAGAAUAUCUUUGCCAAACAAGGAGACUUGGUCACCCUGGAAGUGACAGUUGAAGCUCAUCCAGAGCCAAUCAUUAAAUGGUACAGAGAAAACAUAGAAAUCUACAGCUCUCCUGACUACCAGCUGUCUCGUAACAAUAAAACCUACAGGCUAACUAUCUCACAGGUCUUCCCUGAAGAUGCAGGUGUUUUUAAAGUGAUUGCCACCAAUGCCGAGGGUUCUGUCUCUUCUGAAGCUUCACUUGCAGUACAACCUGGGCCACCAUCACCAGAGGAAAAGGUUCCACCAGCACCUCCAAUGUUUGCUCCUCCACCUCCACCAUCACCAAAGCAGGAGACAGUCAGCCCAGUUUCCACGGCCCCAAGAUUCACCCCUCCAGCACACAUCCCUCCAUCCUUUGUGCAACGUUUACCUGAUGUCAGGAUGGUAGAAGGCACCAACAUUAAACUGGAAUGUAGAGUCCUGGGCAAACCUUUCCCACAGGUCAUCUUCACUAAGGCUGGAAAUCCAGUCCUGGAUGGCCCAAGGCACAAGAUAACAGUUGAUCAGAGGACUGGCCGCUGCACUCUGCUCAUCACCAAGGCUCACCCGGAUGAUGAAGGUGAAUACACCUGCACAGCUAUGAACCAGGCAGGAGAGGUGUCCACAUCUGCCCUUGUCACUCAUGAAGGACCAAGGAUACAAGAUACUAUGGAGGUUGAAGAGGAAGAAGGCAUCUCUCCAUUACAGAAAUUUUUGCUUGAAGAACAAAGCAAGAAACGUUUCACUCCAACACCUGAACGCAGAACUUCCAAAAGUUUAGAGAGAAGUGUAGAACCAGAGUUUGUUGUGUCUAGCUUUGAGCGUCGGCUAAUGGAAGAAAUAGAAUACAGAGAGGGCAAAAUAAAGAUGUACUCUGAGACUGAAACUGAAUAUGACACUGAUCAGCCAGAGGAGAAAGUAUCUGGCUCUCAUGCUCAGGCUCCACAGUUUGUUCAGCCCUUGAAAGAUUUCAGGCUAAUGGAAGGUUCAGAUGUGACCUUUGUUUGUAAGGUUACUGGCAGGCCAAGGCCAAAGAUUGCCUGGUAUAAAGAUGGCAAAAGAAUCAAGAGGUCAACCCGAUACGAAAUCAAGUACACCCAGGAUGGGUACUGCACACUGCGUAUCCACUCUGGUCUGUCCACAGACACUGGCCACUACACUGUUUUGGCAGUCAACUCUGUUGGAAAGACUACCUGCUCUGGUCAACUGUACAUUGAUGCUAUAGGAAACAUAGAUGCUACAUCUUUUGUGUCACCUGAAACCCUCCAUAGAAUUCUUCGCAGGGAUUCUGUCCGAGGCUCACGCAGAGGAUCAGAAGACAGAGGAGGUGUCUUUGAAACUGUUUCUAAGCCAGAGUUCAAGAAAGUUCCUGAGAACCUGGAAGUGAGAGAGGGAAACCCUGUCAGGUUUGACACACUGGUGCUAGGUCGUCCCAACCCUGAGCUUUUUUGGUACAGAAAAGGUGUUGAGGUUCACAAUGAUGACAACCACAAAAUUGUAAUCAAUGAGGAUGGUGUCAACUCUCUUCUCAUUGUCUCAGCAUCUCGCAUGGAUGCUGGCACCUACACCUGUGUUGCUAAGAACAGAGGAGGAGAAGACACAUUUACUGUUGAUCUUAAAAUAUUGGAAAAAGAACAGAUGCAGCCUCCUCGCUUUAUUUCCCGUAUGCAAAACUACACAGUGGGUGAAGGCCAAUCUGUAACUUUGUCUUGUAUGGCCACUGGUGUCCCAACACCAAUGAUGAGUUGGCAGAAAGAUGGACGCAUGCUUGGUGACUUGGAUUACAGGAUUGAGACUGACCAUGGUCAAACUACACUAUUUAUUGAGAGUGCUGAGCCUGGAGAUUCUGCCUGGUACCAGUGUUCAGCUGUCAAUGUUGCUGGCACUGCUACCACUAGAGCCAAGCUGGUUGUUCAGCCAGACCUGAGUAAAGGGAAGAAAAUCCCAGUUGCUGAAGCAUCACCCCGGAGAGUGCUUUCUCCUCAUUAUGAGAUUCAGUCAGAAGGUCCAGUGCAGCAAAUCUCCUAUGUAACAGAACAUGACAGUGCCACACUGCGACUUAUCAAGGAGGAGCAGCUUAAGAGAGAGGAACCUGUGGUUCCAAAACCAGCACCACCUGUAGCCACAAAACCUUUCAUACCCAAGCCAGUACCCAUGGCACCUGCCACUACACCAGAGACCAGCACACCUCUGCUAACUGAAGAGGAAGAUGAAUAUCAGAGAAAGAGUGUACUAGAUGCCAAGAAACUCUUCAGCAAACCAGAUGAGGUCCCUCGACCUGCUCCAGCUCGACCACACAAGCCCAUAACGAUAUUGUUCAGGGCUAAGGAGCGUUCACCAAGCUAUGACAUUCAAAAAACUGGACCAGUACAGCUGAUUAGUUAUGCUUCUGAUAAUGAAAGAGGAUACUUGCGAUUAAUUGAUGAGCAGGAUUUGAAAAGAAAAUUGCCAACUGAUGAGACUCAGCCAUCUUUUAUCUCUGAAACUCAGAAAGAAAUUGAACCUAAAUUCAAACCAGUUACAGCCAUAAUUAAAGUCCCUCCACCAGUCGCACCCAAACCAGAGAGGGUCUUGUCAAGUGCAACUCCAGUGGCUACAGCACCCAAACCAGAGUUGACACCCUUUGAGGCAACUAUACCUCUUGUACCUAAACAGAAGGAAUACAGGCCAGUGGCAGCGCCAGUGCCUUUUGUUAAACCAGAACCAAAGAAAACAGAACUGUUCAUGCCUCCAAGUGAGCCUCAAAAACCUAUUCCAUUAGUCCCACAAAAACCAAUAACACCAGCUCCUGCUCCAAGGCAAAGAGUGCGCAAAGCACCUUCCCCACCAGAGCCUAAACCAAUUAUUCUUCGCCAAGAGUUGCCACCUGAGUGGGCUCCUGAAUCCAUUGAUGUCCCAGCAGCUGCCAAAGCAGUGGAGGAAAGUGAUGUGACAAUGUUGCCAUCAGACUUACCUCGACGAGUUUCUUCAGCAGCUAUUAUUCUGUCAAACUGGAGAGAGUACCAGGACAGUGCAAUUAGGGAGUACAUUCGUAGAGAGGGUGAAGCCCCACCCCCAGAAGAUCUUUACGACAGAGAGAUCCAGAGACCUGCCAAGUUCAAGACAUCGAUCAAAGACCUGAACUUGAAGGAGAAUGAUGCUGCCCACUUUGAAUGCAAGCUCUUACCACUCGGAGACCCAACCAUGAAAGUAGAAUGGUUCAAAGAUGGAGAACCACUUCAUCAUGGCACAAGAUUUAUGCCAGCUUAUGAUUUUGGUUUUGUUACCUUGGACAUUUUGUGGGUUUACCCUGAGGACUCUGGUGUGUAUGAAUGUAGAGCAACCAAUGACUAUGGCCAGACUUCUACAUCAGCUACAGUUACUGUCAGAGCUCUUCGUUCCAUCAUUAUGGAUACUCAAUUACCAGGGGAAGGAGCGGUCAGACUACAAGAAAUGGAAGAAUACUGGCGAAGUCACAUGAAUGUGGAAGAGAAAGUGAUUGAAGAGCCACAGAUCAAAACCCCACCCAGCAUUGACCUGAAGCCAGAGCCAGUAGAAACAGGUGAAGGAGAGCCUGCCAAGUUCCUUGUUAAAGUCAGUGGCUACCCCAGACCCAGAGUAAACUGGUGGAUCAAUGGAAGUCUCAUUGUAGGGAGCACCAGAUUCAAACUGACUUAUGAUGGCAUGAUGCACCACAUGGAGAUCCCAAGGUGUAGAGAGUAUGAUGCAGGACAGAUCAGGGUGGUGGCCAAGAACUCUGAAGGAGAAGAAGAGUGCAGUACCACACUGAUUGUCUUACCUAAAGAGGACUGGAGAGCCAAGCUUAAGCAGGCUCCCAAAGGAGAACUUGAAAUUGAGCUAGAAAGAAGAAAGAAGAUUGAACUUCGCACUGUUGAACUAGACAAGGCACUCAAGAAACCAAAGGCUACUGAGUUUGAACUCAGACAGCUGGAGAAAGCCACAGAGUCUAAAAUACGUGUUCAAAGAGACACAGAAGUUGUCAUGGCUGAGCAGCAGUACAUCAGCAUUCACACUCAGCUGCGCCACAAAGAUGGGGCAGUAGCUUCAGAGCCUGUCUUCAUUGAGAGAGCCAGAAUAGUGCCAGUCGAUCUGACCCAGGCCACUCCAAGGGAGGACAAACAGGUGGUAGAGCAGCAAAUAACCCUCCAGCGUGGAGAGCCCCCUGUCUUCACCAAACCACUUCGACCUUUGAGAAUCCCUGAAGGCAGUUCAGCUAACCUUGAGGUCCACUUCAAGGGAAUCCCACCACCUGUUAUUACAUGGUACAGGGAUAGCUUUGAGAUCCAACCUUCUAGAGAUUUCCAAAUCUCCACAACUGAGACCUCUAGCACUCUACACAUCCCUGAGAUUUUUGCUGAAGAUGCUGGUCUUUUCACUGUCAAGGCCUAUAACAAGUUUGGCAUGGUUCAGUGCAAAGCCAAGCUCACAGUGGAAGAAGGCGUAGAGAAAGAAAAAGAAGUCCCACCCGAGUUCCAGAGUUUGACCAGAGACACCAAGGUCACAUUGGGAGAGCCUGUAACCUUUGAUUGCCAGAUUACAGGAACACCUGUCCCUGUUGUACACUGGACAAAGGAAGGACAUCCAUUGCCACCUUCACAUCGUUGGAAGUUCAUUAAAGAAGACAAUAAUUACACACUGGUCAUUUAUGAAGCCCAGCCUCUUGAUGCUGGAGUGUAUGCCUGUGUGGCUAUCAACACAGUUGGCAAGGCUACUUGCACAGCCAGAUUAACUGUGGAAAAACCUGAGAAGCCAGCUGAGCCAACAGCUGAACAGCCACCCCUAGACACUUCAGUGGAACCACCUUAUGUAGUGGAAGAGCCAAGAAUGGUGGAUGUAGAGGAGGGAGAAGCUGUCCACUUUAAGUGUAUCAUCAGAGGAAAACCUCAUCCUGUUGUGACUUGGUAUAGAAAUAACCAACUGGUAAAGCCUUCCAAGUAUUUCAGAAUGGGAUCAACAUUGGAGGGUGAGCACACAUUGAGCAUUAUGGAGGCCUUCCCAGAAGACACAGGCACCUACAAAUGUGUGGCUAGGAACAAAGCUGGAGAAGUCACAGUGGUUACCUACCUGAAAGUCCAUGGAACUGAAAGUGAGACUGACCAGGUAUUCACUGAAUCCUUAGCCCAGCCACCAAGCUUUGUCCGUCCUAUCACCAACAUGAUGGUCACAGAGAAUACACCUGCCAAAUUUGAAGCAGUCUUCUCAGGUGUGCCAGCACCUGAAAUUACCUGGAUCAGAAAUGGAAUUCAAACUUUACAUAAUUCUCGGGAGUACAAGAUUGAGACAGUAGACAGGCUAACUGUACUGACCAUCUACAAAGCCCAGCCUGAAGACACUGGUGUCAUAACUUGUCGAGCCAAAAAUCAGGCUGGCACUACAGAGUGUUCUGCAGAGUUGUAUGUCCAACCUGAAGAAGAGACUAGGCAGUUGGCUAAACAGAUGAACAUUACAGUCAUCCAGAAACCUCCAGAAUUCAUUAGACCAUUACCUUCUUACCAGGAGUUUACCAUUGGAGAAGUUGUCAGACUAGAAGCUGAGGUCAUAGGUGAACCUCAGCCACGAGUCACUUGGUACAAGGAUGGCAUUGAAAUACAACUAACUGAGCGCACCAAGACAGUUAGAGAUGAGAAUAAAGCCAUCCUGAUCCUCAUAGAUGUGUCACGCCAAGAUGAAGGAGAGUAUGUCCUUAAAGUAGAGAAUGAGCUAGGGGAAGUCACUUGUAGGACAACACUGGUUGUUAGAGGAAGAGAAAAAGAGGUGGAGAUUCCUUUUAUGGACACUGAUCAAACAAUGACCAUAUCUAAAACAUUGACAACCAUCCGAAGAGAGGAGCAUAUUAUUGUGCAACAAGUGAGACCAGUCUUUGUUGCACCCCUGGAGCCAGAGAUUUAUGUCAGGGAAAGAGGCAUUGCUAGGCUUGAGUGCCAGGUGGAUUCCCACCCUCCACCGCUUAUUACCUGGUUUGUCAAUGGCAUGGAGGUGAAGCCAUCUCCUCACUAUGAGAUUCGCUAUGAAGAUGGCAAGAGUAUCCUGCUGAUUAUUGAAGUUGGCCCUCAAGACACAGGAGAGUACACCUGCAAAGCAGUGUCUGAACUGGGGGAAGCUAAAAGUUCCACAACUCUUUAUGUACAAGAACCAGCUCAGGCAGAUGUCCGCAGACCUGAAGAGAUGUCCACUAUUCCACCAUCACCAUCACAGUUCAUGUCACCUCCAGUUUUUCUGGAGUCCAUGGUAGAUACAGAGGCUGUGGAUGGCCAAGAACUACAACUCAAAUGCCGUGUUACUGGCACUCCCAUGCCAACUGUCUCCUUCUUCCAUGAUAGUAGGAACAUUGAUGAGGAUGAGGAAUUUGUCAUUUCUUACAAUCCUCAAACUGGAGAGGUCACCCUGAUCAUUGUUGAAGUUUUCCCUGAGGAUCAAGGCCAGUAUAUAUGUGUGGCUCAAAACCCUGCUGGCCAGGCCACAACCUCGGCCUACCUUACAGUGCUGGAGACUAAAGAAACAACCCAGGAACUGGAGGUUGACCAGGACGAAGUAUUUGUGGUGGACACUUCUGCUCCACAGCAGAUAGAGUUUACCAUUAGACCCCAAGAGGAAAUCAUGGAAGUUGAAGUUCAAGAAGAAGCAGUGGUUCCUGACAUCAUUGAGAGACCAAAGGUGGAGCCUAUUGAAAAAGAAGAACAUGCCUUGGAGUCUCCUAUAUUUUCUCCAAUACCUGACUCUAUCACUUCAGUGGCUGGAUCUUCUGACACUUAUUAUACUGCUCAGGAAGAUGUGGAUGAGGAAGUCACUGAGAUAUCCAUUCUCCCCAAAACUAUUGAGCGCCCCAAGCUGGUGGCUAUUGAGCCAGAAGAGUUUAUUUAUGAGUCUCCUGAGAGGGAGCUACUGGCAGAACAAAUGAUGUUAGUGGAUGAGGAAGAAAGGGAAACUCCAACACCACAGCAGGAGGUCAUUGAAGAAACAUUAGAGAAAUUGGUGCAUGUUAAAGAAAUAACACUUCCUGAAACGAAAGAGCAAGAAGUUUUUGAGGUUGUCCUUCAGGAGGACAAAACUAUUGAGCAAGUGACUACAGAAUCAGAAGAGGUGACAUUUGUUAUUCAGGAAAGUCCAGUUGAAGAGAUGGAAGUCAAGCCAGAGGAACCAGCAGAGGCUUUUAAAGAAGAGCUGGAUGUGACUGACUCAGGUAUACCCACUCCACCAGAUGCAGGACCAGCAGAGGAAGCAACCAUUGAAGCAGUGUUUGGCACCAUCUCAGAAAUCCAUGACGUAGAGCCUCUCCCUCAACAGAUGAUACCAGAACAAGCACCUGAUGAGGUGGCUCCUGAAUUUGUGGAGAUGCUACAACCCCAGAUUGUAAAUGAUGGGGACAGCCUAGUGAUGGUAUGUCGCUUGAUUGGCUCUCCAACCCCAGUAGUCACUUGGUACAAGAACACUACAGAAAUCACUCCAGGUCCUGAUAUAAGACUGUACUUUGAACCAGACACUGGAGUUUGCACGCUAGAGGUUGCAGAAGUUUUUCCAGAUGAUGCAGGGGAGAUCACAUGCCGUGCCAGAAAUCAGUUUGGUGAAGCAAUGACUUCUGCAACACUUGUCAUCCAAGAAACUGAGGAGUCAGAGAUUACCACAACAGAACAGACUACAACCACAGAGACCAUUACCACCACCACCAGCACCUUUCGUCUGGAGGAGGACCAGGACACAGAAAUAAAGGUGGUUGAUGAGAAACACAUCACCACUUUAGAACUUUCCCCUAACUUCACCAAACCAUUGAUGCCAUCAAUGCAAGUGGAUGAAGGAGGCACUGCUAGAUUUGAGGUAGACAUUGAUGCCGUUCCGGAAGCUACGGUCAAGUGGUACAAAAAUGAGGUACAGAUCAUUCCUACUGACAGGAUGGAAGUCACUAGACACAAAAACACAUACAUCCUUCUCCUAAUGAAUGCUAGACCAGAGGAUUCUGGGGAGUACUUGUGUGAGGCAGAAAAUGUUUAUGGCAAAACUACUUGUAAAACUACACUUACAGUUAACACCACUCAACGAAUGGAAAUAGAAAUUCAGCCAGAUGAAAUGCCCAAAGAACAAGAGACUCCAUAUAGUGUUGAACAAACCCCUGAGGAAACCAAACCAAAGGAAGAAAUUCCAACACAGGGCCCUCAGGAGACAACUGCCCCAGAAGAAACAGUUGCAGGGGAGCCUCCAGUAUUUACUCAAAUACUGCAACCUGUAUCAGUCAGGGAUACAGAAAGAGUUGAGCUUCGGGUCAGAUUCACUGGUGUCCCAUCACCCAAGAUAACAUGGUAUUUUGAUGGGAAUCCAAUAAAGCCUAGCUCUGAAUUUCAGAUCACCAUUGAUGUUGAAAGGGGAGAAAGCACCCUGAUCAUCGUAGAGGUGUUCCCUGAAGAUGAGGGAGAAUACACUUGUAUAGCCGUAAAUGAUUUUGGAGAGUCCAUCACAACAUGUCACCUGACUGUUAUCACUGAAGAGACCAUUAUCACAGAUGAAGUUCAUAAAGAAACUAUUGAAAUUGAUGAGACAAGUCCUCAAGUCUUAGAAGGACCAGGAGAAACUACUGUGAAAGAAGUUAUCCAGUACCAGCCACAACCUAAGCCACAAAGUUUUGAGAUUCAUAUUGGCAUCCCAGUCCAACCAGUGACCACCUCCACAACUGUGAUCUCUGAGACAUCAACCUACACUCAGGUGACCAGAGAAUUUAUUCAAGAAGUACCAGACAUUACAGAGGGAACUUCUCGUCUGCAAACCACAACAAUAUCACUCAAGAAAGAUGAAGAACUGGCACCAGUAGAGUUAAAAAUUCAGCUUCCUGUCCAGCAAACAGAAGAAUUCCUUGACCACAUCACUGAAGCUACUCGCACUGUUACACAGGAGAUAAGAUCCAUUCCUAUUGUUGAUACUUCCCUGCCCAAGGAAACUCAUACUGAGACUAUUGAGAUAACCCAACAGAUGCCAGGAGAGAUAAUAAUUCCUUCAGUAUCUACUACAUCUACAACGGAAGUAUCUCACAAGGUUGAAACCACUAAGUCAGCUGCUCAAAGAAUUGAAGUUGAAAUUCAUGAGACCACUCUACUGAGGGAGCCACAGAAGCAAGAACUUCAAAUAGCUAUUGGCAAAGUCAGCCGCUCUGAAAUAGACAUCCCUGUUCAGAUCAAUGAAGCACCUGGUCCUAGUACAGAGCAGAUCACAGAGACUAGAAAGACCAUUACAAAGGUAACGAAAUUAAUUGAAAUUCAGAUGCCCAAGCAAGAUCAGAAAGAAGAGAUAAAGAUGACUUUUGCUGUGUCUGGUCCUGGAUCAGAAGAAGUUAUGCCUCUAGAGGAAACUGAAACCACAGGAACAUCAGAAGAAUAUGUGGAGUCCCAAAGUGAGACUGUGGAUUUCAUAGUGGUGCCAACAGAAACAGAUCUCUUAGAGGAAAGACCUGUGUCUUCAGAAUCUGAGAUGGACAUGGAGGAAACUGAAGUAAAAGUCCCAUUUGAAAAACUUGUUGAAACUGAAAAGGAAUCCAUCCAGAUGUCAGUUACUACUUCCGAAGUGAAAGAAGUUUCAGAUAGCAAGAUAGAAAUGUCUGACAUUCCAAUUCAGGCUGAUAAACCAGAAUUUAUUGGUGAAGAUGUGGUAGAGUUUCCAACAGAAACUUCAGAAGUCAGUAUAGUUUCAUCAAAAGUUGACACAAUAUCAAUUCCCAACCAAGUUCAAGAUGUCAAAAGCAUUGACCUGAAGAUCUCCUUUGACCAGCCCCAGGAAGUCACUACCACCACAGAAACAGCUGAGCUAGAGAUGGUUCUUCAGGUCCCAUCUGAAGUAGAAACUUUAAUAGAAGAGAAACCAGAGGAAACUGAAAGACCAAUAGAAGAGAUGAUUAUAGAAAUGACAGAAACAUUAGUUGUACAACCUUCUAAAGCUGCUGAUGCUGAGAAAGUACCUGGAAUAUUGUCACAAGUGGAAUUUACAGUAGAAGAAAAAAAAGAGGAGGUGUCAGAAAGUCAGCCAUCAGAAAUGGACACAUCAGCCACAGAAGUAGAGACAAUAGUCCAACUGGAGACUCCAAUCCCUACUUCUGAAGAGAUAUCACAGGUUAAGCCACAUGAGGAAGAAAUGCUGGAAGAGACAGCACUAACCUUAGAUUUUGAGAAACCACAGAUCUCUCAAACUACCGAAGUCACUUCAGAGGAAGUAACCUUUGAAGUAAGAAUGAGAGAAGAAGAAGGACUUGAAUCCAUCGUCAUUGAUGCCGAGACCAAACAAGUUGAAGUUACUGAUACAGAAGAAACUCUGGAAAUACACAAAGAAGAGAUUCAGUUUGAUAUCAAAGGUAAACCUAAACAACCAGAAGAAGCUCAGUUUUCUAUACAGCUUUCUGCACAGCAGCCUACAGAUACAAUUCAAAUAGAAGUACCACAAGAAGUUGUCACUGAGAGUGUCACAUUUGUCACAGAGAUGGAUGUCAGCAAGGAUCAGACACUGCCUGUACAAGAAACUCACAAAGAAGAACUCAGCUUCCAGAUUGCAGGUAAACCUCAGCCUCUGGAAGAAAUGGCCAUCACUCUACAGAUUGGACAGCAGAAGCCAGAGGAGGAAGUCAUUAUGGACACACAAACCUUAGAUACAGAACAGACAAUACUUCUUAUAAGUGGCAAUGAGAGAGCACCAGAGUUUACAUGGGGUCUCAUGUCACUCAAAGUCAUGGAUGGAGAAGAAGUGAAAUUUAGAUGUGAGGUGAUUGGCGAACCCAUGCCAGAGAUCUCUUGGUACCAUGAUGACAAGAUAAUAACAGAGAAUCAAGACUUUAACCUGACCUAUGACACAGAGAGUGGUGCCUGUACCUUGCUGAUAGCUGAAGUCUUUCCACAAGAUGCUGGUGAAUACAAAUGUGUGGCCAUUAACCCUUACGGAGAAGCCAUCACCAGAGCUUUUCUUGAAGUUGAAUCCUAUGAAUAUAUGGCAGACACAGAGGAAGCUUCCGACUCUAUGAUGUCCUCUCUGGAGCCAUCUUCACCUAAACCAACUCCUGCUGAUUCUGACACUGAAGUAAUCUCACACUCCAAAGAGUUUGUGGAGGAGGUUCAAAAACUUCAGGAGAAGUUCUCAGAGUUGACAGAGACUGAGGAAGAGUACCCAAGAGAGGAGUACUUUGAAACUUACCCUGCUGCUGAAGUUGAGAUAGAGCAGCCAGCUGAUUUAGAACAGGUUAAUUUCAUCACUGAAGAAACCACUGAAACUACCAUUGUUACUCAAGAAAUUCCUCUUUCCUCUGAUGAAGCUAAUGUGGAAGACACACACUUUCAGGCAGAGUCAGUGGAGUCUAUUCAAGAAGAGGAAAGCAUAAAUACUGAAGUUGAGGAAGAAGAAAAAGACAUAGGUCAAGUGUCUGAGGUUUUGGAAGACCUAACACAACCCAUACAAGAACAGCCAGAUACUUACAAGACAGAAUUUGUACAAGAAAUCAUUUCACAGCCAGAAGUAUCUGAUGUUACUGAAGCUGUUACUGAAGAUGUGCAGCCAUCUGAAAUUACUGUUGAAUUUGUAAAGCCAGCAGAAGAACAGCCAGAUACUUACAAGACAGAAUUAGUACAAGAAAUCAUUUCACAGCCAGAAGUAUCUGAUGUUACUGAAGCUGUUACUGAAGAUGUGCAGCCAUCUGAAAUUACUGUUGAAUUUGAAAAACCUGCAGAACAACAGCCAGAUACUUACAAAACAGAAUUUGUACAAGAAAUCAUUUCACAGCCAGAAGUAUCUGAUGUUACUGAAGCAGUUACUGAAGAUGUUCAGCCAUCUGAAAUUACUGUUGAAUUUGAAAAACCUUCAGAAGAACAGCCAGAUACUUACAAAACAGAAUUUGUACAAGAAAUCAUUUCACAGCCAGAAGUAUCUGAUGUUACUGAAGCUGUUACUGAAGAUGUUCAGCCAUCUGAAAUAACUGUUGAAUUUGAAAAACCAGCAGAAGAACAGCCAGAUACUUACAAAACAGAAUUUGUACAAGAAGUCAUUUCACAGCCAGAAGUAUCUGAUGUUAAGGAAGCUGUUACUGAAGAUGUGCAGCCAUCUGAAAUUACAAUUGAAUUUGAAAAACCUGCAGAACAACAGCCAGAUACUUACAAAACAGAAUUUGUACAAGAAAUCAUUUCACAGCCAGAAGUAUCUGAUGUUACUGAAGCUGUUACUGAAGAUGUUCAGCCAUCUGAAAUAACUGUUGAAUUUGAAAAACCAGCAGAAGAACAGCCAGAUACUUACAAAACAGAAUUUGUACAAGAAGUCAUUUCACAGCCAGAAGUAUCUGAUGUUACUGAAGCUGUUACUGAAGAUGUGCAGCCAUCUGAAAUUACUGUUGAAUUUGAAAAACCUGCAGAACAACAGCCAGAUACUUACAAAACAGAAUUUGUACAAGAAAUCAUUUCACAGCCAGAAGUAUCUGAUGUUACUGAAGCUGUUACUGAAGAUGUUCAGCCAUCUGAAAUAACAGUUGAAUUUGAAAAACCAGCAGAAGAACAGCCAGAUACUUACAAAACAGAAUUUGUACAAGAAGUCAUUUCACAGCCAGAAGUAUCUGAUGUUACUGAAGCUGUUACUGAAGAUGUGCAGCCAUCUGAAAUUACUGUUGAAUUUGAAAAACCUGCAGAAGAACAGCCAGAUACUUACAAGACAGAAUUUGUACAAGAAAUCAUUUCACAGCCAGAAGUAUCUGAUGUUACUGAAGCUGUUACUGAAGAUGUACAGCCAUCUGAAAUAACUGUUGAAUUUGAAAAACCAGCAGAAGAACAGCCAGAUACUUACAAGACAGAAUUUGUACAAGAAAUCAUUUCACAGCCAGAAGUAUCUGAUGUUACUGAAGCUGUUACUGAAGAUGUACAGCCAUCUGAAAUAACUGUUGAAUUUGAAAAACCAGCAGAAGAACAGCCAGAUACUUACAAGACAGAAUUUGUACAAGAAAUCAUUUCACAGCCAGAAGUAUCUGAUGUUACUGAAGCAGUUACUGAAGAUGUACAGCCAUCUGAAAUUACUGUUGAAUUUGAAAAACCAGCAGAACAACAGCCAGAUACUUACAAAACAGAAUUUGUACAAGAAAUCAUUUCACAGCCAGAAGUAUCUGAUGUUACUGAAGCAGUUACUGAAGAUGUUCAGCCAUCUGAAAUUACUGUUGAAUUUGAAAAACCUUCAGAAGAACAGCCAGAUACUUACAAAACAGAAUUUGUACAAGAAAUCAUUUCACAGACAGAAGUAUCUGAUGUUACUGAAGCUGUUACUGAAGAUGUUCAGCCAUCUGAAAUAACUGUUGAAUUUGAAAAACCAGCAGAAGAACAGCCAGAUACUUACAAAACAGAAUUUGUACAAGAAGUCACUUCACAGCCAGAAGUAUCUGAUGUUACUGAAGCAGUUACUGAAGAUGUUCAGCCAUCUGAAAUUACUGUUGAAUUUGAAAAACCAGCAGAAGAACAGCCAGAUACUUACAAAACAGAAUUUGUACAAGAAGUCAUUUCACAGCCAGAAGUAUCUGAUGUUACUGAAGCUGUUACUGAAGAUGUGCAGCCAUCUGAAAUUUCUGUUGAAUUUAAAAAGUCAACAGAAGUACAGCCAGAUACUUACAAAACAGAAUUUGUACAAGAAGUCAUUUCACAGCCAGAAAUAUCUGAUGUUACAGAAGCUGUUACUGAAGAUGUGCAGCCAUCUGAAAUUACUGUUGAAUUUGAAAAGCCAGCAGAAGAACAGCCAGAUACUUACAAGACAGAAUUUGUACAAGAAAUCAUUUCACAGCCAGAAGUAUCUGAUGUUACUGAAGCUGUUACUGAAGAUGUGCAGCCAUCUGAAAUUACUGUUGAAUUUGAAAAACCAGCAGAAGAACAGCCAGAUACUUACAAGACAGAAUUUGUACAAGAAAUCAUUUCACAGCCAGAAGUAUCUGAUGUUACUGAAGCUGUUACUGAAGAUGUGCAGCCAUCUGAAAUUACUGUUGAAUUUGAAAAACCAGCAGAAGAACAGCCAGAUACUUACAAGACAGAAUUUGUACAAGAAAUCAUUUCACAGCCAGAAAUAUCUGAUGUUACUGAAGCUGUUACUGAAGAUGUGCAGCCAUCUGAAAUUACUGUUGAAUUUGAAAAGCCAGCAGAAGAACAGCCAGAUACUUACAAAACAGAAUUUAUACAAGAAAUCAUUUCACAGCCAGAAAUAUCUGAUGUUACUGAAGCUGUUACUGAAGAUGUGCAGCCAUCUGAAAUUACUGUUGAAUUUGAAAAGGCAGUAGAAGAACAGCCAGAUACUUACAAAACAGAAUUUGUACAAGAAGUCAUUUCACAGCCAGAAGUAUCUGAUGUUACUGAAGCUGUUACUGAAGAUGUGCAGCUAUCUGAAAUUACUGUUGAAUUUGAAAAACCAGCAGAAGAACAGCCAGAUACUUACAAGACAGAAUUUGUACAAGAAAUCAUUUCACAGCCAGAAGUAUCUGAUGUUACUGAAGCUGUUACUGAAGAUGUGCAGCUAUCUGAAAUUACUGUUGAAUUUGAAAAACCUGCAGAAGAACAGCCAGAUACUUACAAGACAGAAUUUGUACAGGAAAUUAUUUCACAGCCAGAAGUAUCAGAUGUUACAGAAGCUGUUACUGAAGAUGUGCAGCCAUCUGAAAUUACUGUUGAAUUUCAAAAGCCAGUAGAAGAACAGCCAGAUACUUACAAGACAGAAUUUAUACAAGAAAUCAUUUCAGAGCCAGAAUUAUCUGAUGUUACUGAAGCUGUUACUGAAGAUGUGCAGCCAUCUGAAAUUACUGUUGAAUUUGAAAAACCAGCAGAAGAACAGCCAGAUACUUACAAGACAGAAUUUGUACAAGAAAUCAUUUCACAGCCAGAAGUAUCUGAUGUUACUGAAGCUGUUACUGAAGAUGUGCAGCCAUCUGAAAUUACUGUUGAAUUUGAAAAACCAGCAGAAGAACAGCCAGAUACUUACAAGACAGAAUUUGUACAAGAAAUCAUUUCACAGCCAGAAGUAUCUGAUGUUACUGAAGCUGUUACUGAAGAUGUGCAGCCAUCUGAAAUUACUGUUGAAUUUGAAAAACCAGCUGAAGAACAGCCAGAUACUUACAAGACAGAAUUUGUACAGGAAAUCAUUUCACAGCCAGAAGUAUCUGAUGUUACAGAAGCUGUUACUGAAGAUGUGCAGCCAUCUGAAAUUACUGUUGAAUUUGAAAAGCCAAUAAAAGAACAGCCAGAUACUUACAAGACAGAAUUUGUACAAGAAAUCAUUUCACAGCCAGAAGUAUCUGAUGUUACUGAAGCUGUUACUGAAGAUGUGCAGCCAUCUGAAAUUACUGAUGAAUUUGUAAAACCAGCUGAAGAACAGCCAGAUACUUACAAGACAGAAUUUGUACAAGAAAUCAUUUCACAGCCAGAAGUAUCUGAUGUUACAGAAGCUGUUACUGAAGAUGUGCAGCCAUCUGAAAUUACUGUUGAAUUUGAAAAGCCAGCAGAAGAACAGCCAGAUACUUACAAGACAGAAUUUGUACAAGAAAUCAUUUCACAGCCAGAAGUAUCUGAUGUUACUGAAGCUGUUACUGAAGAUGUGCAGCUAUCUGAAAUUACUGUUGAAUUUGAAAAACCUGCAGAAGAACAGCCAGAUACUUACAAGACAGAAUUUGUACAGGAAAUCAUUUCACAGCCAGAAGUAUCUGAUGUUACAGAAGCCGUUACUGAAGAUGUGCAGCCAUCUGAAAUUACUGUUGAAUUUGAAAAGCCAGUAGAAGAACAGCCAGAUACUUACAAGACAGAAUUUAUACAAGAAAUCAUUUCAGAGCCAGAAUUAUCUGAUGUUACUGAAGCUGUUACUGAAGAUGUGCAGCCAUCUGAAAUUACUGUUGAAUUUGAAAAACCUGCAGAAGAACAGCCAGAUACUUACAAGACAGAAUUUGUACAGGAAAUCAUUUCACAGCCAGAAGUAUCUGAUGUUACAGAAGCUGUUACUGAAGAUGUGCAGCCAUCUGAAAUUACUGUUGAAUUUGAAAAGCCAGUAGAAGAACAGCCAGAUACUUAUAAGACAGAAUUUGUACAAGAAAUCAUUUCACAGCCAGAAAUAUCUGAUGUUACUGAAGCUUUUACUGAAGAUGUGCAGCCAUCUGGAAUUACUGAUGAAUUUGUAAAACCAGCUGAAGAAAAGCCAAAUACUUACAAGACAGAAUUUGUACAAGAAAUCAUUUCACAGCCAGAAGUAUCUGAUGUUACUGAAGCUGUUACUGAAGAUGUGCAGCCAUCUGAAAUUACUGUUGAAUUUGAAAAGCCAGCAGAAGAACAGCCAGAUAUUUACAAGAUAGAAUUUGUACAAGAAAUCAUUUCACAGCCAGAAGUAUCUGAUGUUACAGAAGCUGUUACUGAAGAUGUGCAGCCAUCUGAAAUUACUGUUGAAUUUGAAAAGCCAGUAGAAGAACAGCCAGAUACUUAUAAGACAGAAUUUGUACAAGAAAUCAUUUCACAGCCAGAAAUAUCUGAUGUUACUGAAGCUUUUACUGAAGAUGUGCAGCCAUCUGGAAUUACUGAUGAAUUUGUAAAACCAGCUGAAGAACAGCCAGAUACUUACAAGACAGAAUUUGUACAAGAAAUCAUUUCACAGCCAGAAGUAUCUGAUGUUACAGAAGCUGUUACUGAAGAUGUGCAGCCAUCUGAAAUUACUGUUGAAUUUGAAAAGCCAGCAGAAGAACAGCCAGAUACUUACAAGACAGAAUUUGUACAAGAAAUCAUUUCACAGCCAGAAGUAUCUGAUGUUACUGAAGCUUUUACUGAAGAUGUGCAGCCAUCUGAAAUUACUGUUGAAUUUGAAAAACCAGCAGAAGAACAGCCAGAUACUUACAAGACAGAAUUUGUACAAGAAAUCAUUUCACAGCCAGAAGUGACUGAAAUCACUGACACUUUAAUAGAUACUUUUAAAGAAAAAGACAUGUCUUCUGUUUAUGAUUCUAUUGAUUCCUUUCAACCUGAACAAAGUAAUGUUCAACUUACAGAAGAAGUUACAGAACAUUUGAAUGUCUUUGUUUUUGAUCAGUUCAAUACAUCUGCAGCUACUGAACAGAUUGAAGAGUUUGCUGAAGUUAUGGCUCAGAAGCUUAUAGCUGAUAUGAGAGAACACAAACCUGAUGAUGCUAAAAUUGUGUCUAUUGAAAAGCCAGUUUCUGAUGAAGGCAAAGCUGAAGAGAUGCUACAAGAAGCUGAAGGGAUUAAUGAGGAAAUAGAGAUUGCUGAUACAGAAGAAAUAAAAGAUGUUCAACUUGAUCAGCCAAAAGAAGAAACUAUUGAGGAAGAAAGAAGUGUUAUUGUAGUAGACUUUGAGAAACCUCAGGAGGUUGAGGAAGUGGAAGAGAAAGUGGAAUUCCCAUAUGUUAAAGACACUGUUGAAGUAGAAAUACAGCAACCUACUGAAGAAACAAUUGAAAUUGUUAAAGACAUUAUUAUUGUUGAAAAAGAAAAAGCUCAGGAAGUGAAGGAAAUGGAAGAGGAAGUUGAAACCCCAGUUGUCAAGGAAACUGUUGAGGUAGAAGUAGAACAACCAACUGAGGAAACAGUUGAAAUUUACAAAGAGACUAUUGUUGUGGAAAAAGAAAAGCCUCAGAAAGUUGAGGAGACUACUGAAGAAGUAGAAACCACUACUUUCCAAGAAAUCAUUGAAUUCAAUAUUCAGCAGUCAAACAUUGAAGAAGCUGAAAUAACACCACUAGAAAAGCCAGAAGUACCUCAAGAGUUUGAGCCUGAUGUAAAAGAAGCAGUGCACACUGAAGCUCCAAGAUUUGUGACUUCACUUUUAGACAUUACAGUUCUGGAAAACACUCGUACUGUAAUGGAAGUUGUAUUUAGUGGGCUUCCCGCUCCCAACGUUACAUGGUUUGUGGAUGAUGAAGAAAUUCUUCCAGGUGAUGGAGUGGACAUUGUCACAGAGAGCAACCGUUCCAUCCUCAUCUUUUCUGAAAUUUACCCUGAUGAUGAAGGCAUUUACAAAGUGGAGUUGAACAAUAAGGUUGGAAGCUGCAUCAGCACAGCCUACAUUACUGUUAUUUCUGAGAGUAAAGGUCCGGAGCAGCCCACUGAAGAUGUUGUCACCAAGGAAGAGAUUCUUGAAGAGACAAGCUUUGAAGUUGAAGUUGAAAUAAAUAAAGAGGAGAAAGUGACAAGUGAAAUUGUUUCCCAAGAAACUAUUGUAGUACAAAAAGAAGCCCCAGAAGAAGCACCUGAAGCUCCCCGUUUCACACAAACUCUCCAAAAAGAUCUUGUUGUGUUUGAAGGCUCUACCGUUAUGCUUGUUUGUUUUGUAGUCGGCAAGCCCACACCAGUUGUAACCUGGUACAAGGAGGAGGUGGAAAUAACCCGCAUGGAUCGUUACAUCUCCACCUAUGAGAAUGGACUGUGCACAUUGGUAAUUAAUAAUGUGACUCUUGAUGAUGAGGCAGAGUUCAUCUGCAAAGCUACCAAUGAGGCUGGAACUGCUACAACUUAUGUUGAUAUUUUCGUAGAAAAACCAGAGGAGCCCAGAGCACCUUCUGCUGAGCUAGAGCUGCCUCUUGAAGAGCAGCCAGAGUUGAAGCAACCUGAGGAGAGUUUACCAGUUACCACAUCUCUGGAGUUUACAGUCUCAGAAUUCACUUCAUCUGAGAUUGAUACAGCAGAGACACUUAUUGAUAAGUACUUUGACAUCCCUGAGACGGAGGAAGUUUCCAAAUCCCCAGAAAUCUUGGCACAGGAAGUUACCCAAAUCAUACCUGUUGAGAUUUCUCAAGAGGAAGAAAAACCCAGCAAAGACACGUCUGCAGAAUUUGAUGUGAAGGCUGAAGCCCCUGAAAUAUCAACUUCAGUUGAUGCUUUUGAGACUCUUAUCAGCCAGAUUGAGGAAGCUGUUACCGAAGACAGAAUCUCUGUCACAGACGAGACAGCUGAGCAGACAAUUUUCACAACAACAGAAGACACUUUCGAUAUUGUUGAAAAAGUUGGAAACAAGCCAACAUUUGUGAAAGAGCUUGAGAGCAUAGAGGCCACCGAAGGACAGCCUGUUCGUUUUGAGGUUGUUGUCCAUGGAGAACCAACACCAGAGGUGACCUGGUUCUUGGAUGGUGAAAUCAUUCGCGACUCUCAAGUCUACAAAAUAGAGACUGGACCUGAUGGACUUUGUUCACUUUUCCUUCCUGAAUCAUUCCCAGAGGAUGAGGGUGAAUAUGAAUGUCAAGCUACGAAUGUCUAUGGAACAGUUUCUACUAAAGCUGACUUAUAUAUACAAGGAGUUUCUACUGACAAGAUGAUUCCUUUAAAUGACUUCAAAAGUGAAGGCACACAUGGGGAGUAUCCCACAGAAGACUUCAAAAUGUCCACUGAUCUCUCUGAAUAUCUAGAUGAUAAUUAUGAUGCUAAAUUUGUAGAUUAUAGCAUAGGUUAUCCUUUAGAUCAAGAUAUAAAUCAAACAGUUUUGUUGGAAGACACUGACAACAAAUCUAAAGAAGUCAAUGAGACAGAAAAUCUGGAAACAUUAGAUAAUGAGACUGAUCAUGUUCUUGCUGUUGAAAUGAUUCAAAAAUCAAAAGACACAUUUAAAUCAGAAGAUCAAGAACUGUCAGAUGAAAAUAGUGAUUUUGUUUUAGCCCCUGAAAUUCUUGUCUCAAAAGAUACUAGACAUGAGGAAAAACAGACUUUAACAAAUGUUAACAAAUCAAAUAAUAGUACAGACAAUGACACUGGUAUCUUUUUGUCUGAAAUAUUAGAAGACACAAUUAAGGAAGGGAUCAAAUUGGUUAAAGAAGACAAAACACAAGUAGAGAGAGAAAAUAAAAAAGACAAUGUCUCUUCAUUAGAAAUAGAAGCUGUAAAAGACACAUUUACACCAGUUGAUGUUGUAACUCAAGAUAACAAUGCUACACUAGUUGAUGGAGUAACUCAAGAUAACAAUGCUACACAAGUUGAUGGAGUAACUCAAGAUAACAAUGCUACACCAGUUGAUGAAGUAACUCAAGAUAACAAUGCUACACCAGUUGAUGUUGUAACUCAAGAUAACAAUGCUACACUAGUUGAUGGAGUAACUCAAAAAGACAAUGUUACACCAGUUGAUGAAGUAAUUCAAGAAGAUGAACAGACAGAUAAAGACUCUAUAAGAGAAAAGGUUACAGUGGAAGAUAAAGUCAAAACUGAGGAGACAACUGAGAUAUUGUCUACAUUAAUAGAAACUGAGAAAGAAGUCAAAGAAACUGAAGAAAUAAUAAAUACAGAAGUGACAUUAACAGACAAAGAAGUGCUAGAGACUGAAGAAAUAAUAAAUACAGAAGUGACAUUAACAGAGAAAGAAGUGCUAGAAACUGAAGAAAUAAUAAAUACAGAAGUGACAUUAACAGAGAAAGAAGUGCUAGAAACUGAAGAAAUAAUAAAUACAGAAGUGACAUUAACAGACAAAGAAGUGAUUGAAACUGAAGAAAUAACAGACAAAGAACUGACAGAAACUGAAGAAAUAACAGACAAAGAAGUGAUAGAAACUGAAGAAAUAACUGAAAAAGAAGUGAUAGAAGCUGAAGAAAUAACAGAGAAAGAAGUGAUAGAAACUGAAGAAAUAACUGAAAAAGAACUGACAGAAACUGAAGAAAUAACAGAGAAAGAAGUGAUAGAAACUGAAGAAAUAACUGAAAAAGAACUGACAGGAACUGAAGAAAUAACAGACAAAGAACUGACAGAAACUGAAGAAAUAACAGAGAAAGAAGUGACAGAAACUGAAGAAAUAACUGAAAAAGAACUGACAGAAACUGAAGAAAUAACAGACAAAGAAGUGAUAAAAACUGAAGAAAUAACAGAAAAAGAACUGACAGAAACUGAAGAAAUAACAGAGAAAGAAGUGAUAGAAACUGAAGAAAUAACAGAGAAAGAAGUGACAGAAACUGAAGAAAUAACAGAGAAAGAACUGACAGAAACUGAAGAAAUAACAGAGAAAGAAGUGAUAGAAACUGAAGAAAUAACUGAAAAAGAACUGACAGAAACUGAAGAAAUAACAGACAAAGAAGUGAUAGAAACUGAAGAAAUAACUGAAAAAGAACUGACAGAAACUGAAGAAAUAACAGACAAAGAACUGACAGAAACUGAAGAAAUAACAGACAAAGAACUGACAGAAACUGAAGAAAUUACUGAGAAAGUAGUGAUAGAAACUGAAGAAAUAACAGAGAAAGAAGUGACAGAAACUGAAGAAAUAACAGAGAACGAAGUGAUAGAAACUAAAAUAAUAACAGAGAAAGAAGUGAUAGAAUCUGAAAUAAUAACAGAGAAAGAAGUGAUAGAAACUGAAGAAAUAAUAAAUACAGAAGUGACAUUAACAGACAAAGAAGUCAUAGAAACUGAAGAAAUAAUAAAUACAGAAGUGACAUUAACAGACAAAGAACUGACAGAAACUGAAGAAAUAACAGAGAAAGAAGUAAUAGAAACUGAAGAAAUAACUGAAAAAGAACUGACAGAAACUGAAGAAAUAACAGAGAAAGAAGUGAUAAAAACUGAAGAAAUAACAGAGAAAGAAGUGAUAGAAACUGAAGAAAUAACUGAAAAAGAACUGACAGAAACUGAAGAAAUAACAGAGAAAGAAGGGAUAGAAACUGAAGAAAUAACUGAAAAAGAACUGACAGGAACUGAAGAAAUAACAGACAAAGAACUGACAGAAACUGAAGAAAUAACAGAGAAAGAAGUGACAGAAACUGAAGAAAUAACAGAGAAAGAAGUGAUAGAAACUGAAGAAAUAACAGAAAAAGAACUGACAGAAACUGAAGAAAUAACAGAGAAAGAAGUGAUAGAAACUGAAGAAAUAACAGAGAAAGAAGUGACAGAAACUGAAGAAAUAACAGAGAAAGAACUGACAGAAACUGAAGAAAUAACAGAGAAAGAAGUGAUAGAAACUGAAGAAAUAACUGAAAAAGAACUGACAGAAACUGAAGAAAUAACAGACAAAGAACUGACAGAAACUGAAGAAAUAACAGACAAAGAACUGACAGAAACUGAAGAAAUUACUGAGAAAGUAGUGAUAGAAACUGAAGAAAUAACAGAGAAAGAAGUGAUAGAAACUGAAGAAAUAACAGAGAAAGAAGUGAUAGAAACUAAAAUAAUAACAGAGAAAGAAGUGAUAGAAUCUGAAAUAAUAACAGAGAAAGAAGUGAUAGAAACUGAAGAAAUAAUAAAUACAGAAGUGACAUUAACAGACAAAGAAGUGAUAGAAACUGAAGAAAUAACAGAGAAAGAAGUGAUAGAAACUGAAGAAAUAACUGAAAAAGAACUGACAGAAACUGAAGAAAUAACAGAGAAAGAAGUGAUAGAAACUGAAGAAAUAACUGAAAAAGAACUGACAGAAACUGAAGAAAUAACAGAGAAAGAAGUGAUAAAAACUGAAGAAAUAACAGAGAAAGAAGUGAUAGAAACUGAAGAAAUAACUGAAAAAGAACUGACAGAAACUGAAGAAAUAACAGAGAAAGAAGUGAUAGAAACUGAAGAAAUAACUGAAAAAGAACUGACAGGAACUGAAGAAAUAACAGACAAAGAACUGACAGAAACUGAAGAAAUAACAGAGAAAGAAGUGACAGAAACUGAAGAAAUAACUGAAAAAGAACUGACAGAAACUGAAGAAAUAACAGAGAAAGAAGUGAUAGAAACUGAAGAAAUAACUGAAAAAGAACUGACAGAAACUGAAGAAAUAACAGAGAAAGAAGUGAUAAAAACUGAAGAAAUAACAGAGAAAGAAGUGAUAGAAACUGAAGAAAUAACUGAAAAAGAACUGACAGAAACUGAAGAAAUAACAGAGAAAGAAGUGAUAGAAACUGAAGAAAUAACUGAAAAAGAACUGACAGGAACUGAAGAAAUAACAGACAAAGAACUGACAGAAACUGAAGAAAUAACAGAGAAAGAAGUGACAGAAACUGAAGAAAUAACUGAAAAAGAACUGACAGAAACUGAAGAAAUAACAGAGAAAGAAGUGAUAGAAACUGAAGUAAUAACAGAGAAAGAAGUGAUGGAAACUGAAGAAAUAACAGAGAAAGAAGUGAUAGAAACUGAAGAAAUAACAGAGAAAGAAGUGAUAGAAACUGAAGAAAUAACAGAGAAAGAAGUGAUAGAAACUGGAGAAAUAACAGUGAAAGAAGUGAUAGAAACUGAAGUAAUAACAGAGAAAGAAGUGAUAGAAACUGAAGUAAUAACAGAGAAAGAAGUGAUGGAAACUGAAGAAAUAACAGAGAAAGAAGUGAUAGAAACUGAAGAAAUAACAGAGAAAGAAGUGAUAGAAACUGAAGAAAUAACAGAGAAAGAAGUGAUAGAAACUGAAGAAAUAACAGAGAAAGAAGUGAUAGAAACUGAAGAAAUAACUGAGAAAGAAGUGAUAGAAACUGAAGUAAUAACUGAGAAAGAAGUGAUAGAAACUGAAGAAAUAACAGAGAAAGAAGUGAUAGAAACUGAAGAAAUAACUGAGAAAGAAGUGAUAGAAACUGAAGUAAUAACUGAGAAAGAAGUGAUAGAAACUGAAGAAGUAACAGAGAAAGAAGUGAUAGAAACUGAAGUAAUAACUGAGAAAGAAGUGAUAGAAACUGAAGAAAUAACAGAGAAAGAAGUGAUAGAAACUGAAGAAAUAACUGAGAAAGUAGUGAUAGAAACUGAAGAAAUAACAGAGAAAGAAGUGACAGAAACUGAAGAAAUAACAGAGAAAGAAGUGAUAGAAACUGAAGAAAUAACAGAGAAAGAAGUAAUAGAAACUGAAGAAACGUUAGAGAAAGAAUUAAUGGAAACUGAAGAAAUAACUGAGAAAGAAGUAAUAGAAACUGAAGAAAUAACUGAGAAAGAAGUGAUAGAAACUGAAGAAAUAACUGAGAAAGAAGUGAUAGAAACUGAAGUAAUAACUGAGAAAGAAGUGAUAGAAACUGAAGAAAUAACAGAGAAAGAAGUGAUAGAAACUGAAGUAAUAACUGAGAUAGAAGUGAUAGAAACUGAAGAAAUAACAGAGAAAGAAGUGAUAGAAACUGAAGAAAUAACUGAGAAAGAAGUAAUAGAAACUGAAGUAAUAACUGAGAAAGAAGUGAUAGAAACUGAAGAAAUAACAGAGAAAGAAGUGAUAGAAACUGAAGAAAUAACUGAGAAAGAAGUAAUAGAAACUGAAGAAAUGUUAGAGAAAGAAGUGAUAGAAACUGAAGAAAUAACAGAGAAAGAAGUAAUAGAAACUGAAGAAAUGUUAGAGAAAGAAGUGAUAGAAACUGAAGAAAUAACUGAGAAAGAAGUAAUAGAAACUGAAGAAAUGUUAGAGAAAGAAGUGAUAGAAACUAAAGAAAUAACUGAGAAAGAAGUAAUAGAAACUGAAGAAAUAACUGAGAAAGAAGUGAUAGAAACUGAAGAAAUAACAGAGAAAGAAGUGAUAGAAACUGAAGAAAUAACAGACAAAGAAGUGAUAGAAACUGAAGUAAUAACUGAAAAAGAAGUAAUAGAAACUGAAGAAGUAGCAGAGAAAGAAGUGAUAGAAACUGAAGAAAUAAUAAAUACAGAAGUGACAUUGACAGAAAAAGAAGUGCUAGAUACUGAAGAAAUAACAAAAAAAGAAGAAAUAAUUGAAACUAAAGAAACCACUGAUAAAGAAGUGACAGAAACUGAAGAAACCACUGAUAAAGAAGUGACAGAAACUGAAGAAACCACUGAUAAAGAAGUGACAGAAACUGAAGUAAUAACAGAAAAAGAAGUGAUAGAAACUGAAGUAAUAACAGAGAAAGAAGUGAUAGAAACUGAAGUAAUAACAGAAAAAGAAGUGAUAGAAACUGAAGUAAUAACAGAGAAAGAAGUGAUAGAAACUGAAGUAAUAACUGAAAAAGAAGUGAUAGAAACUGAAGAAAUAACAGAGAAAGAAGUGAUAGAAACUGAAGAAAUAACAGAGAAAGUAGUGAUAGAAACUGAAGAAGUAACAGAGAAAGAAGUAAUAGAAACUGAAGAAAUGUUAGAGAAAGAAGUGAUAGAAACUCAAGAAAUAGCUAUUUCAGAAGUGACAUUGACAGAAAUAACAGAAAUAGAUCUGCAAGAUACUGAAGAAGUAACAGAGAAAAAAGUGAUAGAAACUGAAGAAAUAACAGAGAAAGAAGUGAUAGAAACUGAAGAAAUAACAGAGAAAGAAGUAAUAGAAACUGAAGAAACGUUAGAGAAAGAAUUAAUGGAAACUGAAGAAAUAACUGAGAAAGAAGUAAUAGAAACUGAAGAAAUAACUGAGAAAGAAGUGAUAGAAACUGAAGAAAUAACUGAGAAAGAAGUGAUAGAAACUGAAGUAAUAACUGAGAAAGAAGUGAUAGAAACUGAAGAAAUAACAGAGAAAGAAGUGAUAGAAACUGAAGAAAUAACUGAGAAAGAAGUGAUAGAAACUGAAGUAAUAACUGAGAAAGAAGUGAUAGAAACUGAAGAAAUAACAGAGAAAGAAGUGAUAGAAACUGAAGAAAUAACUGAGAAAGAAGUGAUAGAAACUGAAGUAAUAACUGAGAAAGAAGUGAUAGAAACUGAAGAAAUAACAGAGAAAGAAGUGAUAGAAACUGAAGAAAUAACUGAGAAAGAAGUAAUAGAAACUGAAGAAAUGUUAGAGAAAGAAGUGAUAGAAACUGAAGAAAUAACAGAGAAAGAAGUAAUAGAAACUGAAGAAAUGUUAGAGAAAGAAGUGAUAGAAACUGAAGAAAUAACUGAGAAAGAAGUAAUAGAAACUGAAGAAAUGUUAGAGAAAGAAGUGAUAGAAACUAAAGAAAUAACUGAGAAAGAAGUAAUAGAAACUGAAGAAAUAACUGAGAAAAAAGAUAUAGAAACUGAAGAAAUAACAGAGAAAGAAGUGAUAGAAACUGAAGAAAUAACAGACAAAGAAGUGAUAGAAACUGAAGUAAUAACUGAAAAAGAAGUAAUAGAAACUGAAGAAGUAGCAGAGAAAGAAGUGAUAGAAACUGAAGAAAUAAUAAAUACAGAAGUGACAUUGACAGAAAAAGAAGUGCUAGAUACUGAAGAAAUAACAAAAAAAGAAGAAAUAAUUGAAACUAAAGAAACCACUGAUAAAGAAGUGACAGAAACUGAAGAAACCACUGAUAAAGAAGUGACAGAAACUGAAGAAACCACUGAUAAAGAAGUGACAGAAACUGAAGUAAUAACAGAAAAAGAAGUGAUAGAAACUGAAGUAAUAACAGAGAAAGAAGUGAUAGAAACUGAAGUAAUAACAGAAAAAGAAGUGAUAGAAACUGAAGUAAUAACAGAGAAAGAAGUGAUAGAAACUGAAGUAAUAACUGAAAAAGAAGUGAUAGAAACUGAAGAAAUAACAGAGAAAGAAGUGAUAGAAACUGAAGAAAUAACAGAGAAAGUAGUGAUAGAAACUGAAGAAGUAACAGAGAAAGAAGUAAUAGAAACUGAAGAAAUGUUAGAGAAAGAAGUGAUAGAAACUCAAGAAAUAGCUAUUUCAGAAGUGACAUUGACAGAAAUAACAGAAAUAGAUCUGCAAGAUACUGAAGAAGUAACAGAGAAAAAAGUGAUAGAAACUGAAGAAAUAACAGAGAAAGAAGUGAUAGAAACUGAAGUAAUAACAGAAAAAGAAGUGAUAGAAACUGAAGUAAUAACAGAGAAAGAAGUGAUAGAAACUGAAGUAAUAACUGAAAAAGAAGUAAUAGAAACUGAAGAAGUAGCAGAGAAAGAAGUGAUAGAAACUGAAGAAAUAGCUAUUUCAGAAGUGACAUUGACAGAAAUAACAGAAAUAGAUCUGCAAGAUACUGAAGAAGUAACAGAGAAAAAAGUGAUAGAAACUGAAGAAAUAACAGAGAAAGAAGUGAUAGAAACUGAAGUAAUAACAGAGAAAGAAGUGAUAGAAACUGAAGUAAUAACUGAGAUAGAAGUGAUAGAAACUGAAGAAAUAACAGAGAAAGAAGUGAUAGAAACUGAAGAAAUAACUGAGAAAGAAGUAAUAGAAACUGAAGUAAUAACUGAGAAAGAAGUGAUAGAAACUGAAGAAAUAACAGAGAAAGAAGUGAUAGAAACUGAAGAAAUAACUGAGAAAGAAGUAAUAGAAACUGAAGUAAUAACUGAAAAAGAAGUGAUAGAAACUGAAGAAAUAACAGAGAAAGAAGUGAUAGAAACUGAAGAAAUAACAGAGAAAGUAGUGAUAGAAACUGAAGAAGUAACAGAGAAAGAAGUAAUAGAAACUGAAGAAAUGUUAGAGAAAGAAGUGAUAGAAACUCAAGAAAUAGCUAUUUCAGAAGUGACAUUGACAGAAAUAACAGAAAUAGAUCUGCAAGAUACUGAAGAAGUAACAGAGAAAAAAGUGAUAGAAACUGAAGAAAUAACAGAGAAAGAAGUGAUAGAAACUGAAGAAAUAACAGAGAAAGAAGUAAUAGAAACUGAAGAAACGUUAGAGAAAGAAUUAAUGGAAACUGAAGAAAUAACUGAGAAAGAAGUAAUAGAAACUGAAGAAAUAACUGAGAAAGAAGUGAUAGAAACUGAAGAAAUAACUGAGAAAGAAGUGAUAGAAACUGAAGUAAUAACUGAGAAAGAAGUGAUAGAAACUGAAGAAAUAACAGAGAAAGAAGUGAUAGAAACUGAAGUAAUAACUGAGAAAGAAGUGAUAGAAACUGAAGAAAUAACAGAGAAAGAAGUGAUAGAAACUGAAGAAAUAACUGAGAAAGAAGUGAUAGAAACUGAAGUAAUAACUGAGAAAGAAGUGAUAGAAACUGAAGAAAUAACAGAGAAAGAAGUGAUAGAAACUGAAGAAAUAACUGAGAAAGAAGUGAUAGAAACUGAAGUAAUAACUGAGAAAGAAGUGAUAGAAACUGAAGAAAUAACAGAGAAAGAAGUGAUAGAAACUGAAGAAAUAACUGAGAAAGAAGUAAUAGAAACUGAAGAAAUGUUAGAGAAAGAAGUGAUAGAAACUGAAGAAAUAACAGAGAAAGAAGUAAUAGAAACUGAAGAAAUGUUAGAGAAAGAAGUGAUAGAAACUGAAGAAAUAACUGAGAAAGAAGUAAUAGAAACUGAAGAAAUGUUAGAGAAAGAAGUGAUAGAAACUAAAGAAAUAACUGAGAAAGAAGUAAUAGAAACUGAAGAAAUAACUGAGAAAGAAGAUAUAGAAACUGAAGAAAUAACAGAGAAAGAAGUGAUAGAAACUGAAGAAAUAACAGACAAAGAAGUGAUAGAAACUGAAGUAAUAACUGAAAAAGAAGUAAUAGAAACUGAAGAAGUAGCAGAGAAAGAAGUGAUAGAAACUGAAGAAAUAAUAAAUACAGAAGUGACAUUGACAGAAAAAGAAGUGCUAGAUACUGAAGAAAUAACAAAAAAAGAAGAAAUAAUUGAAACUAAAGAAACCACUGAUAAAGAAGUGACAGAAACUGAAGAAACCACUGAUAAAGAAGUGACAGAAACUGAAGAAACCACUGAUAAAGAAGUGACAGAAACUGAAGUAAUAACAGAAAAAGAAGUGAUAGAAACUGAAGUAAUAACAGAGAAAGAAGUGAUAGAAACUGAAGUAAUAACAGAAAAAGAAGUGAUAGAAACUGAAGUAAUAACAGAGAAAGAAGUGAUAGAAACUGAAGUAAUAACUGAAAAAGAAGUGAUAGAAACUGAAGAAAUAACAGAGAAAGAAGUGAUAGAAACUGAAGAAAUAACAGAGAAAGUAGUGAUAGAAACUGAAGAAGUAACAGAGAAAGAAGUAAUAGAAACUGAAGAAAUGUUAGAGAAAGAAGUGAUAGAAACUCAAGAAAUAGCUAUUUCAGAAGUGACAUUGACAGAAAUAACAGAAAUAGAUCUGCAAGAUACUGAAGAAGUAACAGAGAAAAAAGUGAUAGAAACUGAAGAAAUAACAGAGAAAGAAGUGAUAGAAACUGAAGUAAUAACAGAAAAAGAAGUGAUAGAAACUGAAGUAAUAACAGAGAAAGAAGUGAUAGAAACUGAAGUAAUAACUGAAAAAGAAGUAAUAGAAACUGAAGAAGUAGCAGAGAAAGAAGUGAUAGAAACUGAAGAAAUAGCUAUUUCAGAAGUGACAUUGACAGAAAUAACAGAAAUAGAUCUGCAAGAUACUGAAGAAGUAACAGAGAAAAAAGUGAUAGAAACUGAAGAAAUAACAGAGAAAGAAGUGAUAGAAACUGAAGUAAUAACAGAGAAAGAAGUGAUAGAAACUGAAGUAAUAACAGAGAAAGAAGUGAUAGAAACUGAAGUAAUAACUGAAAAAGAAGUAAUAGAAACUGAAGAAGUAGCAGAGAAAGAAGUGAUAGAAACUGAAGAAAUAGCUAUUUCAGAAGUGACAUUGACAGAAAUAACAGAAAUAGAUCUGCAAGAUACUGAAGAAGUAACAGAGAAAAAAGUGAUAGAAACUGAAGAAAUAACAGAGAAAGAACUGACAGAAACUCAAGAAAAAACAGAGAAAGAAGUGAUAGAAACUGAAGUAAUAACAGAGAAAGAAGUGAUGGAAACUGAAGAAAUAACAGAGAAAGAAGUGAUAGAAACUGAAGAAAUAACAGAGAAAGAAGUGAUAGAAACUGAAGUAAUAACAGAGAAAGAAGUGAUGGAAACUGAAGAAAUAACAGAGAAAGAAGUGAUAGAAACUGAAGAAAUAACAGAGAAAGAAGUGAUAGAAACUGAAGAAAUGUUAGAGAAAGAAGUGAUAGAAACUGAAGUAAUAACAGAGAAAGAAGUGAUAGAAACUGAAGUAAUAACAGAGAAAGAAGUGAUGGAAACUGAAGAAAUAACAGAGAAAGAAGUGAUAGAAACUGAAGAAAUAACAGAGAAAGAAGUGAUAGAAACUGAAGAAAUAACAGAGAAAGAAGUGAUAGAAACUGAAAUAAUAACAGAGAAAAAAGUGAUAGAAACUGAAGAAAUGUUAGAGAAAGAAGUGAUAGAAACUGAAGAAAUAACUGAGAAAGAAGUAAUAGAAACUGAAGAAAUGUUAGAGAAAGAAGUGAUAGAAACUGAAGAAAUAACUGAGAAAGAAGUAAUAGAAACUGAAGAAAUAACUGAGAAAGAAGUGAUAGAAACUGAAGAAAUAACAGAGAAAGAAGUGAUAGAAACUGAAGAAAUAACAGAGAAAGAAGUGAUAGAAACUGAAGUAAUAACUGAGAAAGAAGUGAUAGAAACUGAAGAAAUAACAGAGAAAGAAGUGAUAGAAACUGAAGAAAUAACUGAGAAAGAAGUAAUAGAAACUGAAGAAAUGUUAGAGAAAGAAGUGAUAGAAACUGAAGAAAUAGCUAUUUCAGAAGUGACAUUGACAGAAAUAACAGAAAUAGAACUGCAAAAUAUUGAAGAAGUAACAGAGAAAAAAGUGAUAGAAUCUGAAGUAACAUUUGACAAUAAAGCGACAGAAACUGAAGAAAUACAAAUUACGGAAGUUACUUUGACAGAUACUUUGUCAGACAAGAUUCUUUUCAUUAUAGAAGAGAGAGAUGAAGAACCAUUGAAAGCUGUUAACCCUCCAAUUCAAGAUGUUCUAAUAAUUGAGAGAAGUACUUUUAAUCAACCUAAUAUGAAUCAAUCAUUUGAUUUUGAAAGAGACACAACUUUGAAGUCUGACUCUCCGCAUAAGGAAUAUCCUAAUGUCCAAGUGACUGAGACAGUUAGUGUUUCUAUAACAACCACCAAAAUCACAACCAGUCUGAGCAUUUCCUCCAAGAUACUAACUCAACCUUCAGGAGCACCAGAAAGCAUCAUGUCAACAAUGGUGCCUAAUGUUAGCAUCCUGACAGAGGGUAACAAUGAAGAUGUAACUGAAGCUGAGAAGAGGCGUGUAGGUGAAGAGAACAUUGAUAGUGAUGAGCAACAUCUUCUACUGGAGCAGCAGCAGGAUAAACAGAUUCGAGUGAAAGUCUUAAAACCCCACACAGACGACUUAUCAGCAGAACAUGGACUUGAAAUAUCAAUAUCAAGAACCUCUUAUAAAGAUGCUUCUGAAACAGGAGUGUCAAAAGGAAUUAAAACAGUGACUGAGACUUAUGAUAUUACCAAUGACAACCUGGAGGAAAUGAUUGAUCUCACCUUGACUCCUGUAAAAGUAGAAAAUCUUUCCGACAGACAGCCACACUAUGCUUCUGAAAUAAAUAAAGACACAGAUGUUUUACUUCUGACUGAGCAAGUUGAUAAUGAAGUGAGCAACAGUAGCUUCCCUGCUGAAGUUGACUUCAUAAAUUCAUCUGUUUGGGGAUCAGAAUUAGAUGAUGAAAUGUCAUCAGACUUUGAAGUAAGGGAUGUUCAUUAUGAUGAGGUCAAAAGAGGAACUGAGGAUGUUGAUAAUAUUGAACUACUGGAUCUGCAUGAACCACAACAUGAAACAGAUGUGUCCCAAUAUUUUGAUCUAAAUAUCCCUCUCAGUGAAACAGACAUUUUCAAUGAAGAAACUAAUCUUCCACAAGUGAAUGCUCCUAUGGUUGAACAGUUGAUUCUAACAAGAGAAACAAUUAAUAGAGAUGGAACAACCAGAACAAGGGCUGAUACAGUAAGUGAAAAGCCAGAAUGCAGGGAGCCUUUCAGAACACCUCUUGUGAAUAUCAAUGUAUCACUUGAUGAAGAGAAGGCAGAAAGAAUUUUAAGACAGCUGACUCAGCGGCCAGAAGUAACUUCAGUCACAACUACACUAAGAGAAAGUAGUGUUUUCCCAGACAAAGAUGAACUCUCAUCCAGAUCACUUAGCGCAAGUGAGGAAUUCUUUGAACUGUUCAGUAGACCAAAUAAAGAAUCAACACCUUUGCCAGAAUUGGGCUCAAGGCGAGCUUCCUGUAUCCGCAGAAAUUCUGAAACUGUGAUACGAGAAUCAGUCUUAACUGAACCUCAGCAGCAUCUGCCUUGUGAACUAAAUGAGAAGGAUGAAACAGAAGAGGACACCAUUUUGCAAAUCAAUAUAUCUUUUGAUGGACUUAGACAACGUCUGUGCAACCAGGCUAUUCCUAAGUCUACAGAUAGGAGAUGCUCAGUAUCCAGAAAUUAUGAAGUAACAGAUAAUGAACUAGAUGAAAGUAGGGCUUCUUUAUUGCAAGGUACAGGCAGAGAUGAUGUUGAUGAUGAUGAAAAAUUACAAAAAUAUCCUGAUAUUCCUUUACUAACAGUAGAAGCAGAUUCUGAGGGAAGUGAUGUUGAGCAUGAAGAAACAGUACUUGAGGUUGCCAAUUUAGUCACAGUUACAGUGAAAUCUGAGAAAACAACAAAUGCCAUUUCUGAUAUAAGCAUUAAAAUUUCAGCCAAAGAUUUCAGAACUGGUGCUAAUAGACUUGGAGGCUUAUUGACUCUUCCUGAAAUACUAGCUGGUAAUUUUUCAAAGUUGAAAGCCCAAGCAAAAAGAGAUGAAAAAGAUGUGCCCACAGAUGAUGCUGAUGUAACAGAAACAAAAGAUGUUAUUUUCAAAGAUGUUGAUGCAACAGAAAAAAAAGAAGUUAUCUCCAAAGAUGUUGAUGUCAUAGAUGAUGUAGAAGAUACCACAAUAGAUUAUGCUGUUGUCAAAGAUGAUGAAGUUUUUCUCACAGAUAAUGUUGGUACCAAAGUAGAUGAAAUAUUGUUUACAAAAGAUGUUAAUGUCAUGAGAGAUGCAGAAGCAUCAGCAGCAGAUUUUGAUGUCAAAGAAGAUGAACAAGCUUUCUAUGCAAAGGAUGCAAGCCAGAGCAAUCUAUUAAGGACUAUUUCUGAAGUAGAUCAAAGUAGGACUGGUUCACCAGGUUUGACGUCUUUAACAAAUGAUGAACUCCAACAGCAGACAAAUGUGCUAGCUAAAGACUCUUUCUUUGAUGUUUCUACUACUUUAGCUACAACCUAUCCAGAAGAUUUCACUGUUGUUGAUUCAAGUGAUACUAUCAAUGAAACUUGUGUUCCUCAUCAGCUAGCAAGCACAACAGAUUUUGUGGCAGAUAUUGAAAAUGGAAACCCACAAAAAAGCUCUUCACCAUUGAGUGAUUUUAUGGAUGAAUCAAUGCAAACAAUAUCUCCUAUCUCUCCCUUGUCAUCUUCAUCAGAAAUAUUUUCGUUGCCUGGCGAUGAUUCACUUGACCUAUCAGCUACCUCAAAGUUAAUAGAUGAUCAAUUUCUUGAGUUGACAGAGUUAAUGCACAUUUCUGACAGUACUAAUUCAGAGUCAAUUAAUGUAAAUGCUGAAUCUAAAGGUGUCACAGAUGAUCAUACAGAUGAAAGUAGCUUUGGGCUUCUUUCAGCUAUAGUAGAAUGCACAGAAGAAUCUCUAGCUAGCAUUUCACAACAUGAUGACUCCAACCAUUUAAUUCACAGUGAGCCACAUCAUCUCAGUACUACUCUUUCUGAAACAAAUUUGGUAGAAGCGCUAAGUAAAAACUUGAGGGAAACAAGUCCUGAGCAAAAGUGUAGUCUGAAGGUCAAAUCAAAACCGACUUUAGAACAUAAUGACAUAGAUGAGAACAAACCAGAAGCUUCAUGCUUAACCUUUGUUGGUGAUGUUCAAGAAAUAGUUGCUGAUAGGCUAGAAUCCUUCUCUAACAUUGCUGGUGAUGUUUCAGAGCACCAACUUGCAGAAAUAAAAGAGCCAUAUAGUUGUAACUCUGACACAAAUAUUGAAUCCGAAAAGGAAGAGUCUCAGAAAGCUUCAGAUCUAGAGGGUAAUGUCUCCCAACCUUUUAAAACAAAUGAAUUGAGUUUAGAAACCCUUGCCUUUGACCAAUCUAAUUUUGACCUUUUAGAAAAUCUAGAUAUUCAGAGGGACAAUUCUUUGGACAUUUCUGUGAGAGGUGGCGUGGAAGAAGAAGUGCUACAAGAAAAAGAUGAAUCAUUGUCUGAAAAAGAAAAGCUUGUCACUGCCGAAAUUGAAAAAGAAGAAGAGUCUGAUGAAGAGAAAAAAGAAAUUUCUCCCACACCUCUUGAGCAAGCUAUUAUUGAAGAUGUUAAAGAUGAACGCUUCGCACCAGUGAUUAAACAGGCCCUCCUGUCCAUUGCAACUAAAGAUGGUGGCCAGGCCCGCUUUGAAGCAGUGAUAGAAGGCCUGCCUACCCCCAUUAUCUCAUGGUACAAGGAUGAGGAUAUCAUCCAGCCAUCUGAAGAGUUUGAGAUUGCAUACAGUGAGAACAUUGCUUCCUUGUUUAUAAUGGAUGUGUUGCCUGAGGAUGCUGGGAAAUAUGUAAUAGUGGCAAAGAAUGAGUUGGGCACAGCAACAACUACAGCUAACUUGGAAGUUGAAGCUGCUGAAGUGAGUGAUGUUUCUCCAGAAGACACAUCGGUUCUUGCUCCAGUGUUCACCAUCAAACCAAUGUUUCAGUUAGUUGAUGAGGCAGAAACUGCAACAUUUACUGCCACAAUUCAAGCAGUACCUCAACCAGAGAUUUUAUGGAGCAAGGACACAAGUCCUUUACCAGAGAAUGAGAGAUUCCAAACUUCAAUCAUUCAAGAUGAGGAUACAUACCAAACCACCCUAACCAUAAGUGAGGUACAGAAGGAAGAUGCUGGCACCUAUAAAGUCACUGCUGUAAAUGACCUGGGGGAGGAGAGUGUCAGAGUGUCCCUUAUAGUUAAUAAAAUCCAAGAUGAGAAAAAAGAUUUUCGGGAUCAUUUGACUGCAACUUUUGAGAUCCCUGAAAAACCAUCAGAACCAAGAGAAGCUGAUCAAGUAGAUUUCAGAGGUGUGCUGCAGUCUGAAGUGAAAACCAAAGUUGGUGUCCAUUUUGAAACAGAGCAACUUGACUUCCGCUAUCUACUCAAAUCAUCUAAAUCAAAAUUCAAGACAUCUGAUACAGUGGAAGCAGAGACAACUGUGACAGAGGAAACACCAGAAGUUGAGCAAAUAGAUUUUAGAAGUGUACUUAGACAGCCUUCUAUUCCCAAAGAGGAACCCAAGAAAGAGUCUCCAGAGUUUGUGAUGCCCAUUGAAGAUGUUCAUGUAAUGGAAGGUGAGCCAGCCAGGUUUGCAUGCAAAGUUACUGGUCAGCCUGUGCCGCUGGUCAUGUGGUAUCAUGACCAGCAGCCCAUCAAGUCAGACAGUGUGUACCAGAUACUGCCAGUGGAGGAAGGCCAGUAUACACUUCUUAUCUCUGAGGCUUUCCCAGAAGACUCUGGUGUGUACACAGUUAGGGCUUAUAAUGAAGUUUCAGUCAUAGAAUGUUCAGCUGUUCUCACUGUGCAAGAACUAGCAUCAGAGACCAGCUCCAUUUGCUCCACAGAAGAGAAACCUGCUUCUGAUGAUGUCAUUAAAUCUGAGGCUGCUAUUAAGAUUCAAGCUGCUUUCAGAGGCUUUAAAGCUAGAGAAGAGGUCAAACAUCUGAAGGAGACAAAAGUAACUUCUGAGUUCACCAUAGAGACUGAAUUUACCCUGGAAGAAAAAGAGAAACAAGAGCCAGUCAGGGAAGAAAUUUCAGUCGAUGUUACAUUUGCUCCAAAGUUCUUAAGUGAGCUCUCAGACCAAGAAGUUAUGGAAGGUGACACUGUGACAUUGCAAAUCUUUGCAGAAGGUGCACCAAAGCCAGAAAUAAAAUGGUUCCGUGAUGAUGUUGAAAUUAUUAGAGAUGACCGCCAUGAUAUCACAGAAGUGGACACCAGCUACUCUCUAACUAUAAAAGAUAUCAAUCUUGAAGAGGAUGCAGAGUACACUGUUACAGCAAGUAACUCUGCUGGAAGUGAUUCCACCUCUGCAGAAAUAUUUGUCAACCCUGCAGGGGAAGCUCCAACAUUUGUGACCACAUUCACUGACAUCACCGUGGACUUUAAAGAUGUUGUUGUCCUGGAAGCCACAAUCAAAGGAGAACCAAAACCUGAUGUUGUCUGGCUGUUUCAAGAUGAGAAGAUCAUUGAUGACCGAUACAGGAUUGAACAUGUCAACAAUAUUGUAAGACUCACCAUUGAGGAGACAGGACCUGAGGAUGUUGGAAAGUUUACUGUGACUCUCAGCAACAAAUAUGGCACAACAUCUUGCUCUGCCAUAGUGAAUUUGACCUUACAGGCACCACAGUUCACCAAACCUCUGUCUGACACACCUACCAGGCUCGGAGUUAAUGCUGAGUUUGUCUGCCAGGUAAAUGGUAUUCCCAGGCCUGAAGUUCAGUGGCUGGGUGACCAUGUGCCACUCACUGAUGAAGCCAAAUAUCAGGUGUUAUACAAAGACAAUGCAGCCUCUCUGAGAAUCCUGAGUGUGACCAAGGUUGACACCACUGUUACAUACACUUGCAGAGCAACUAAUAUUGCAGGGGAGGCAACCACCAGAGCCAAGUUACUUCCACAAGUUCCUGCUCGCAUCAUCACCAAACCGCAACCAGUGUCUGUACUUGAAGGGGAGACCAUAGAAGUGGUAGUCACUUUUGAGGGAAUACCUGAGCCUAGGCCAGAAUGGUCAGUCAACGGCCAGAUCUUGUCCUCAGAUGACCGCCAAAUGGUCAGCAGCACAUCAGAAACUGUGACCCUAACCAUCCCCAAGUCUCAAGUCUCCGAUAGUUGUGUGUUCACUCUGACCGUAGCUAACGACUUAGGCAUGGACACUUGCGAUGUUGAAGUGACUGUCAAUAAACCUGAAGAGAAAGCACACGAGGACGUUAUCGAAGAAGUAAAACCUGAAGGGAAAGCACCGGAAUUUGUGAUCAAGCCAAAGUCGCAGACGGUACCUCUUGGAGAUAUAGCAAGCUUUUCCUGUCAAGUCACUGGCAUACCAAUCCCAGAGCUGACAUGGAUUUACAAUAAUGUUGUUUUGGAGGAUGAAGGCAGAUUUAUGAUCUUUGAGGAAGAUGGAAUCCAUCAUUUAGAAAUUGACGAGGUUGUCCCUGAAGAUGUUGGGCAGUACACAGCCAUUGCUGAAAAUGAAUAUGGCAAGGUUUCUUGCUCAACAGAACUUUUUAUUAAAGCUAUCCCAUCUGAAGAAAAACCAGAAGUUGAGGCUCCAAAAAUUAUUGUUCCCAUCAAAACUAUUGAAGCUGUUGUUGGGGAUAAGGCCACUUUUUCUUGCAAAGCUGUUGGCAAACCAACUCCAGAGCUCAGCUGGUUCAAAGAUGACAAGCCCAUAAUUUCAAAUGCACAUUACAAGAUUGUUCCUAUCGGUGAAGGUGAAAGUUCACUAAUCAUUGACAGUCUCAUCCCAGAAGAUGAUGGACUGUACACUUGUAAAGCCACCAAUGAAGCUGGCACAGAUACCUGUAACGCAGAUCUGUUUGUUGAUGAAGAGCCAAAGGAAAAAUUCUCUGCUCCAGAAUUUAUCAAAGUGCCAGAAAAGGUUACUGCUAGGGAGCAUGAUAAUGCCAAAUUCUUGGUGAAAGUUAUUGGACAACCCAAGCCUGAUGUGACAUGGAUGAAAAAUAAGGAGCUUCUGGAUGACACAGAAUUGUAUCACUUUGAGAAUUACGAGGAUACAUACUGUUUUGAAAUAAAGGACACAGAAAAAGAAGAUGCAGGAGUCUAUCUGUGUACUGCAGAGAACACAGAAGGAAGAGCUUCUGUAGAGAUUCCUCUUGUCGUUAAAGAAAUCCCAAGAGAAGAAAGAUUAUCUGAGUCCCCACUUGUGUUGAAAACAGCUGAAGAAACCAGAGCACCAAAGUUCAUUGAAGUCUUUGAUGACAUUACUGUGAUGGAACAAAAUUCACUUGUACUGAAUGCAGUUGUUGAUGGUCUGCCUCGACCUGAAGUUGUCUGGUACAAGGAUGGCAAAGAAGUUGCAAAAACUCCCAAUGUUCUUAUGGUCUAUGAAGACAAAGCUGUGAAACUGAAAAUCUCAUCAGUAAAAAUGGAUGUGGAGGGAACUUACAAAUGUGUUGCAACUAACUCGGCAGGCUCUGUAGAAUGCAUUGCCAGGGUGACUGUUGAAGGAAAAUCAGAAGCCCCUGUGUUUACCAGACCACUCAGCAACAGAGAAUGUAGAGAGGGUAAACCUGUCAAGUUUGAGUGUGCAGUAACAGGCCUGCCCCAGCCUACUAUUUCAUGGUUCCUGAACGAGUCCCCAAUUGAAUCAGGUGUCCACUUUACACUAGAUCAACGUAAAAAUUUAGUUGAUGUGACACACAGCCUAAGCAUAGACUCAGCACAAGUGGAGGAUGCUGGUACAGUCAAAGCUGUAGCUGUAAACAAAGCUGGAGAAGUGUCUUGUGAAGCAACACUCACUAUUGAUGAGAAAAAAGAGGCACCUAAAUUUAUCAAGAAACUGGAAACUGUCGAAGUGGUGGAGUUCAGCCCUGCCAAGUUUGAAGUCAUUGUUAGUGGCAAACCCAAACCUCAUGUCACUUGGCUACAAGGCGAUGAAAUCCUGGAAGACUCUGAAGACAUUAAGAUAGAGGUCAAUGACCAAACACACACUCUGACAUUCACUAAAACAAACUUGGAUGAUGCCAGUGUGAUCACAGCUAGAGCUAACAACCCUGCUGGUCAGAUAUCCUGCAAUGCGAGACUCAAAAUUAUUCCUGCCAAGAAGCCAACUUUUGUCAGAAAGCUCUCAGAUGCUCUGGUUCCUGAAAAUGGCACUGUCAAAUUUGAUUGCAAGGCUUCUGGAGUUCCUAUGCCUGAGAUCAAAUGGUAUAUUAAUGACAAAGAAUUGGAACCAAGUGACAAGGUCAAGAUGGAUGUCAACCCUAGAGAUGGCACUUACACACUUACACUUAUUGAUGCCACUGCUAAUUUGGCAGGAGAGGUUAAAGCUGUAGCAGUCAACAAUGGAGGAGAAGUUCUGUGUACUGCUAAACUUGAGGUCAGAGGCAGGGCACCAGUCUUCAUUGAGGCUCCUCUCAAAUGUACACUUCUAGAAGGUCAGACAGCAGAGUUCCGCUGUAUUGUGGAUGGUGAGCCUAAACCCAAAGUAGAAUGGUCAAAAGGCAAGUGGAUGAAGAUUCAGCAUGGUGGCCGCUAUGUCAUUAGUGUUGAUGAAAGUACAGGAGAGCAGGUUCUGCAAAUGCAAGAAGUGAAAAACAAAGAUGCUGGCACCUAUACAGUUACUGCCACCAAUGAGCACGGUUCAGCGCAGGCACCGGCCACUCUUAUAGUCACUGACAAAGAAGAGGAAGUAGCAGACUGGAAGUCACAACUAAAGCACAGAGAGGUUACACGUGUGGCUCAAGCUGAAGAAUCACCUUGGCAAGUGGAUCUCAAACAUGUUGAGUCUGAAGAACAGAAAUCUCCAUCACCUGAAGUUAAAUCAAAGCCUCCAAGUCCUGAAAUUGAACGUUUGGAGUACCAUCCUAUAGCUAAGCGUGAAAGACCUGAGUUGGAGGAGUCUGAACCAGUGAUAUUUGAAAUGGCUCCCAGAGAAUGUGAAGAGUUGGAGCAGUUUGAAAGAAGAGCUGCACCAGUGGAAGCCAAGACACAGGAAGAUGAAGAGGCUAGCUUAGGCUACACUAGGGCUGUCAAACCCAAAGAAAUCCAAGAUUCUGAAGAAACUGCUUAUGUGAUACAGAAAGCCAAAUGGCAAUGGAUUGUUCCUCUACAAGACAUGGCUGUGAAAGAAAGAGAAGCUGCUAAAUUUGAGUGUGAGUUCUCAGUGCCCAAUGUGAAUGUAAUCUGGAAGAUUAAAGAUGUUAUUGUGGAGUCAAGCCCCAAAUAUGCCAUCCAGUCAGAUGUAAACAGACAUACACUUCUUAUUAGCAAGUGCAGACCAUCUGAUGCUGGCCCAGUAGCUUGUGCUUAUGGUGAUAUUAGCACAGAGGCUAGACUGUUAGUUCAACCGGUUCCAGCUGAUUUCACUUUGACCCUUAAGGACACCAAAGUCAAGGAGAACACAGACGCUGUCUUCUUUUGCACUACUAAUGAUGACGAGGCACCUGUUCAGUGGUUCUUCAAUGGCAAGCCUGUCACCCCAUCUGACAAAUUUGUUAUUGAGUCUGAUGGUGUGAAUCAUACACUCACUAUUCGAGAUUUGAAACCAGAAGAUGAGAAUGAAGUGACUGUGGUCAUUGGAGAUAAUUCAUCGUCUGCUAGGCUAACUGUGGAAGAAAUUGAAGCAGAUUUCCUGAUCCCAUUGAAAGACCAAACUGUCCCAGAGAAAUCUACUGUGGAGUUUGAGUGUACACUGACUUUGCCAACACGACCAAACAAUAUCCAGUGGUUUGUUGCAGGCAAGAAGGUUGAGCCAGACUCUCCUCGAUAUGAAACUGUGAUUGAUGGAAACAAACUUAAGCUGAUAAUCAACUCAACAGAGACAGUAGAUGCUGGAGAGGUGACUGUGACAAUAAAAGAUAAAGAGAGCACAGCUAAACUUACGGUUGAAGAAAUAGCUGCUGAUUUCCUGAUCCCAUUGAAAGACCAAACUGUCAAAGAAAAAUCUACAGUGGAGUUUGAGUGCACACUGACUGUACCCACGCGUCCAGAGAAUAUCCAGUGGUUUGUUGGAGGUCAGAAAGUUGGGCCAGACUCUCCUCGAUUUGAAACUGUCAUUGAUGGAAACAAACUUAAGUUAAUCAUCUACUCAGCAGAGAGCAUAGACUCUGGUGAGGUGACUGUGACAAUAAAAGAUAAAGAGAGCACAGCUAAACUUACGGUUGAAGAAAUAGCUGCUGAUUUCCUGAUCCCAUUGAAAGAUCAAACUGUCAAAGAAAAAUCUACAGUGGAGUUUGAGUGUACACUGACUAUACCCACACGUCCAGAGAAUAUCCAGUGGUUUGUUGCAGGCAAGAAGGUUGAGCCCGACUCUCCUCGAUUUGAAACUGUCAUUGAUGGAAACAAACUUAAGCUGAUAAUCAACUCAACAGAGACAGUAGAUGCUGGAGAGGUGACUGUGACAAUAAAAGAUAAAGAGAGCACAGCUAAACUUACGGUUGAAGAAAUAGCUGCUGAUUUCCUGAUCCCAUUGAAAGAUCAAACUGUCAAAGAAAAAUCUACAGUGGAGUUUGAGUGUACACUGACUGUACCCACACGUCCAGAGAAUAUCCAGUGGUUUGUUGGAGGCCAGAAAGUUGGGCCAGACUCUCCUCGAUUUGAAACUGUCAUUGAUGGAAACAAACUUAAGUUAAUCAUCUACUCAGCAGAGAGCAUAGACUCUGGUGAGGUAACUGUGAGGAUACAUGACAAAGAGAGCACAGCCAAGCUGACAGUUGAAGAAGUUGAAGUUGAGUUCACAAUACCUUUACAAGACCAGACAGUGUUAGAACAGUCUAAUGUUGAGUUCACCUGUGAACUGAAUUUAGACACAGAUGAUGUUGCUUGGUUCCUGGACAGUGACAAACUAUCCCCAUCACCUAAAGAUGGCAUUGACAUAAGAAAAGAUGGCCUGCAGCAUACUCUUAGCAUUGAGGAUGUAUCCCCUGAAGAUUCUGGCACUGUGAUAGUCAAGGCCAAAGGCAAAAUCUCUCAAGCCAAGCUCACUGUAGAGGAGUUGGGACCUGAUUUUGCUGUUCCUCUUCAAGAUGUUUCCGUCAUUGAAAGAGCAACUGCUGAACUGGUCUGUCAACUCACAAAGGAGGUUAGCAAGUCCCAAGUUCAUUGGUUUGUUGAUGACAUUGAACUGCCUGAAGGUGACAGAAUAGAAUUUAUAAAGGAUGUCAAGGUACACAAGCUGAUCAUCUCUGACUGCUGCAUUGACGAUGAAGGUGUGGUUACUGUUCAGGUUGGCGAUAAGAAGUCAACAGCUUCACUCUUUGUACAAGAAUUACCACCUGAGUUUAUCAGACCACUCAAAGAUCAGCACAUCAAUGAAGGAGAGACAGCUACAUUUGACUGUGAGCUCAACAUAGAUGGAGCCACUGUGAAGUGGUUCCAUGAGGGCCGGGAGAUUAAUGAGGAUCAGAGAUACCAAGUCCUGGUGUCUGGCCGAGUGCACAAACUUGUGAUCAAGGAUGCCAUUCUGCCAGAUGCUGGCGAGAUAAUGGCUAAAGUGGAAAACAAAUCCACCCAUGCUGAUCUUACUGUCACAGAAGUACCAGUUGAUAUUACAGCUGAGCUCUCAGAGGUCAGAACUGAGGAGCACAAAAUGGCAGUCUUCUGCUGUGAGGUCAACAAGGAUGAUGUCUCUGUGGAGUGGCUGAAAGAUGGUGAAACCCUGACCCCAAGCAACAAGCACAUCAUUCAGACAGAAGGCAGAAGACACUCUCUAGUCAUCAAGGAUGUCGACCAGUCGGAUGUGGCUGAGUAUAGUGUAGUUGUUGGGGACAGGAAGAGCCAGGCCAAGCUUCACUUAGAUGAGGUUCCACUUAGGAUGACCUUGACUUUGAAGAAGGUAAUAGAUCAAAGAGAAGUCCUGGCCAAGUUCACAUGCAUGCUGUCCAAGACUGACCUGAGAGUGGCCUGGUUCAAGGAUGAGGACAAGAUCCUGGCCUCAGAGAAGCAUGAACUGGUCGAUGAAGGUCGCUUGCAUAAGCUAAUUGUGCAUGAACUGUGUGCUGAAGAUUAUGGUGACUACCUUGUGGUGAUUGGGUCCAGACGCAUGACUGGCCUCAGUCUGAGAGAAGAAGCUCCACUGGAGUUUACAGUUCCACUUAGUGAACAGACCUGUAAAGAAGGCGAGACUGUCACAUUCACCUGCGAGGUUUCAGAGGCAAAUCUGCCUGCCACCUGGUUGAAGGAUGGAAAGGAGCUUCUGCUCAAUGACUUGGUCAUCGCUUCUGUGGACAACAAGACCCACACCCUUACCUUGAAGGACACACCCCUGGAUGCUGCUGCAGAGUAUACAGUUAGAAUCAAAGACAAAGAAAGCUCUGCCAGACUCAAUGUCCAAGAAAUUGAAGCAGAUUUUACUGUCCAACUGGCUGACACUACUGCCCCAACCAAUGAGACAGCAACAUUCACCUGUGAAGUGUCUAGGGAUGAUGCUGAUGUGCAGUGGCUGACCAACAAUGAGACCAUUGAACCCAGUGAAAAAUUUGAGAUCUCACAGGAGGGCCGCAAACAUUCUCUCACUGUUCAUGACCUUCAACCCCAGGACAGCGGCGAUUACACAGCUAGAGUAGGUGGGCAUGAUACCACCGCUAGCCUGACAGUAACAGACACUCCUCUGGUCAUCACCAAGCCUCUGGAUGAAGCUGAUGUCACAGAAGGGGAAUCAGUCACCCUGACUUGCAAAGUGAACAAGCCAGAUGUUAGGGCUAGAUGGUUCAAGGAUGGUUCAGAGAUCCAGCCUUCAGAGAACUUGAUCCUCAAAGUAGAUGGUGAUACACACACCCUGACCAUACCCAGAGCUGAACUUGAGGAUGAAGCAGAGUACACCAUCAAGCUGGAAGACAAAAGCUCAACUGCCCUUUUACUUGUAGAAGAAGGGCCAUUGGCCAUCACCAGACCAAUUUCAGAUGCCGAGUGCUUGGAGGGUGAGACUGUCAGCUUUGUCUGUGAGGUGAACAAAGAAAAUCACCCAGCCAUGUGGCUGAAGGAUGGCAUGAUCAUCACUGAGGAGGAUGGCUAUGAGUUUAUCAUGGAUGGCAAAUGCCAUAUAUUAAAGAUACCAGAUGUCAACAUUGACCAUGAGGCUGAAUAUACAGUGAAGAUCAAUGGCUGUGAAUCCAAGGCCAAACUUCGGGUGGAAGAAAUUGCUGCAGACUUUACCGCCACCUUGAAGGAUGUAGAGGGACAAGAAGGUCAAGACGUGGAGCUUGAGUGCAUUCUGAGUAAACCAGGAGUCAAGGUUAGGUGGCUGAAAAACCGCAAGCCAUUGACACCAAGUGACCGCAUCAAGAUAGUAUGUGAUCGCUACCGCCACAUUCUCAGAAUCAUGGAUACCAUACCUGAAGAUGAGGGCGAAUACACAGCUGUGCUUCCUAAUGACAAGGAAUCAUCAGCCAAAUUAAAGAUUUAUGAAAUUCCACCUAUUUUCACCAUGCCACUAGAUGACCAAGAAGUACCAGAGAAAGAAAUGGUCAUAUUUGAAUGCCAAGUAUCAAAGAAAAACAGGCCUGUCAAGUGGUUCAAGGAUGGCAAGGAGCUAACUCUGGAUGAUCGAAUACAGGCUAUUACUGAUGGUUACAUACAGCAGCUAGUCAUUGAAGAUGCCAGGCUAGAGGAUGCUGGAACAUACACAUGUGCCAUGGGAGAUGAGAAGACUACUGCAGAACUGAAAGUUGAAGAGUUGCCUCUGGAGAUCCUGAAGCCUCUACGCAAUGCAACAGUAUCUGAAGGAGAGAAGCUAAUCCUAGAGGUGGAACUGUCCAAACCCAAUUACCCUGUGACCUGGAAGAAGGAUGGAGAAGUCUUUGUGCCCAGGGAAAACACAAGGCUGAUUGUGGAUGGCUGCCUGCAUCGCUUAGAGAUAGAUAAUGCUGAUGUAGAUGAUGAGGCCAAUUACUCCCUUCAUGCAGCAGACAAGAGCUGCAAAGCUUUGAUUCUUGUGGAAGAAACACCUACUGAUAUUGUCAAACAUUUGGAAGACCAGAAUAUCAAGGAGAAGCAACCUUUCACUUUCACAUGUGAACUCUCUAAGCCAGGAGUUAAAGUUAGCUGGCUCAAAGAUGGCCUGAAAGUUUCACCUGAGGAUGGAUUCAAAGUGACAGUGGAGGGCAAAGUUCACACUCUGUCUAAAGAUUCUGCCACUUUGGAGGAUGCUGGGAAAUACAUGCUGUUGUUUGAAGAUAAAAAGUCUUCUGCUAAUCUUGGAGUUGAAGCUCUGCCAACUGAGAUUGUUCGUCCACUUGCCAAUGUGACAGUAAUUGAGAAUCAGAGUCUAGUCCUUGAAUGUGAGGUCAGCCAACCACAGAAACAAGCCCGCUGGUUCCUGGAUGGCGAGGAAGUUACAGCUUCGGCUCGUUUCAGGUUGACAUCAGAAGGCACUGUGCAUCGCCUCAGAGUAGACUCAGUGGAACUGGAUGAUGAGGGCUUGUACAAAGUAGACAUUGAUGGUGCAGUCAGUGAAGCCACCGUCUUUGUUGAAGAACUACCAGUGGAGUUUACUAAACCUCUUCAAGACAUUGAAAACAUUGAGCAUCAACCUCUGGUUCUGACAUGUGAGGUCAACAAGGCAGACCUAAAGGCUACCUGGCUGAAAGAUGGUGCUCCACUGAAACCCUUUGAGGGCAUGGAGAUUCUGAGCAGUGGAAUGACACAUACAGUGAAACUAGAUAAGUCUGAGUUGGAAGAUGAAGGAGUCUACACAUGUAUUGUUAAAGAGAGGAAGACCUCCUCCAGGGUGACUGUCAAAGAAGAGCCUUUGAAAAUCACUAAACCACUCGCUAGUAUUGAAGUGACAGAAGGUCAAAGCAUCUUCCUGGAGUGCACAGUAUCUAAACCCGAUCGUCCAGCAGUUUGGUAUAAAAAUGAUGUCAAGUUGUCUACUACUGAAACCAUCAAACUUUCUUCAGUCAAGGAGAAACACAGUCUGAGCAUUGCUAGGGCUGAGCUUACAGAUCAGGCAGUGUACAGCAUUAAGGUAGAUGGCCAGACAUCUCAAGCUGAAGUUCAAGUCAUUGAAACAGAGCUGGAGUUCAUCAGGCCUCUGGAAAGCUUUACCAUCACUGAGAUACCCAGAACCAUAACCUUUGAGUGUGAGGUGUCAAAGGUGAAUGUGCCAGCCAAUUGGUACCACAAUGGUCAGCUUCUAUCUCCAAGUGAUAAGCUAGAGUUCUUUGGCAAAGGCGUCAUUCAUCGUCUAACUAUUAAUGAAGCUGAUGGUAAAGAUGAAGGAGAGUACCUGAUACAAGUGAAAGACAAAAAGUCUGUGGCAAAGUUAUCUGUUGAAGUGCCACCAAAGAUAUUUGUGGACAAGAAAUACCAAGAGACUGUUGUGCUUUACUCUGGUCAGUCCACUGCCUUUGAAAUUCCAUUCACUGGAAACCCUCAGCCCAAGGUCACUUGGACAUUUAAGAAUGGUCCACUCCCAGAUGCCAAGCGCAUGGAAGCUGAGACCAUUUACAAUAUGACUACCAUUCGCUUGGGUCAUGUGAUUAGACAAGACAGCGGUGAUUACACUGUCAAGCUGGAGAACACUAACGGCAUAGCUGAGAUUACUAUCAAACUACUUGUGCUUGAUAAACCCUCUGAGCCAAGAGAUUUGAGAGUGACCAACAUCACAGCUCAGACAGCCACCUUGACCUGGACAGAGCCAGAGGAUGAUGGAGGAAAACCAAUUACUAGCUACAUACUGGAAAAACGAGAUGCCAGUCGCCAGACCUGGACUGGGCUAGCAGAUGUAGCAGACGCUACACCUUUUGACAUCAAAGGCCUUGUGGAAGGCAAACAGUACAUCUUUAGAGUUGCAGCCAGAAAUGAUGUGGGCACUGGCAAAUUUGCAGAAUCUGAUACUAUCACUGCAAAGAAUCCAUUUGAUGUGCCUGAUGCUCCUGAGGCUCCUGUGGUCAAGGAAGUUUUCAAGGACAAUGUCUUCCUCACUUGGCAGCCCCCUGCCAAUGAUGGAGGUGCUCCUGUGACUGGCUACACUGUGGAGAGGCAGUCCAAUAUCACCCCCAGGUGGAUAGCUGUCAACAAAGAACCAGUGUCAAGUACUGAGCUGAGAGUGCCAGACCUUGUGGAGGACAACACUUAUCAGUUCCGGGUGACUGCCAUCAAUCAAGCUGGGCCCAGCAAACCAAGUGAACCAUCACCCACCAUCAAAGCUAAAGACCCUUGGAGUAUACCAGGUCGUCCAGGUGUGCCAGAGGUCACUGGAACAGACAAAAGCUCUGUGGCUCUAAAAUGGACUGCUCCUGAAAGUGAUGGAGGAGCUCCCAUCUUCAACUAUGUAGUUGAGUACAGACCAGUGAGUACAACUCAGUGGAUCCAUGCCAACGAGACCCUCACUGUCCCUGACACUACAUUCAGCGUCACAGGUCUGAAAGAGAAUAAAGAGUAUGAGUUCCGAGUGAGUGCUGAGAAUAAAGCUGGAGUGGGCGAAGCAUCCAAAGCUACUCGACCAGUCAAAGUGGUCAAAUCCAUUGUGGGUGUCGCCCCUAUUUUGUUGGAGCCUUUACAAGAUAUUGCUGUAGUAGCACCAAAUGAUGCCAUCUUGGAAUGUGAUCUGGAUGUUGGUGAACCAGAAGCUGAGAUCAAAUGGUUCCGUGGCAAGAAAGAGGUUAGAAAGAGUGCUAAGUAUGAAAUGAGCUAUGAAGAUGAGGUUGCCUCAUUGGUCAUUCAUAAAACAGAGCCACAGGAUGCUGAUGUGUACAGAUGUGAGGCUUCAAACCCUCUGGGCAAAGUACAGACAGAGGGCACCCUUUCUAUUCACACCAUGCCUGUGCUAGAGUAUGACAACCGCUUCAAGAGUGCCCAAACUGUCAAAGCUGGAUCCACCAUUGUCCUGAAGGUCAACGCCAGUGGUAUUCCAUCUCCUUCCAUUUCGUGGCUGCUUGAUGGGGAAGUCUUGGAAAGGUCUGAUCGUGUGUCUGUGGAGACAAACCCUGACUACAGCACUCUGACCAUCAAGAAUGCAGCCAUUGAAGACUCUGGCAUCUAUACCAUCAUAGCUGAGAAUGUGGUUGGCAAGGCAGUGGCAGACUUUGAAGUCAACAUCAAAGACAAGCCUGGAAAACCUGAAAAUCUUCGUGUGCUGGAGAUUUUAAAAGACAGUAUCGCCAUAGGAUGGGAGGCACCCAGUAACCUUGGAGGGUGUCCACUGAAAGGUUUUGUCAUUGAGAAACGUGAAUCUAACAGAAACACUUGGGCAACAGUCCAGACAGUAGAUGUGACUACCAACACUCUGUCAGUACAGAAACUUUUGGAAGGUAAAGAAUAUUACUUCCGUGUGGCUGCAGAAAAUGAAAUAGGUGUUGGUGAAGCCACUGAACUCAUAGAUGGCAUUGUGGCGAAAAGUCCAUUUGAUGCACCAGAUGCUCCCAAGAAACUGACUGCCACAGAAAUCACUGCAGCUUACAUUACACUCACCUGGGAGCCUCCUGAAAGUGAUGGUGGUGCUGCCAUCACUGGAUAUGCCUUGGAGCGCAAGUCACCUUCCACCAGUCGUUGGGUCAGGGUCAACAAGAGCCCCAUCCGUGACACUGUCUUCACUGUUAAUGAAUUGACUGAUGGUUCAGAAUAUGAAUUCCGAGUCUUGGCAGAAAACCCAGCAGGUUUCAGUAAACCAUCAGCUUCUACUGGCAUUUUGACUGCCAGAGAUCCAUUCAAAAAACCUGAAGCCCCUAAGCAACCUGAAGCAGUGGACACAACACGCUCCACUGUCACCUUGAAAUGGUUGCCACCUCAGAAAGAUGGAGGAAGUCCAAUUUUCAACUACAUUGUGGAAUACCGCUCAGUCGGGUCAACCAAAUGGCUUGUGGCGAAUGCCAAUGUCAAGGUUCCUGAUACCAGCUAUGUGGUCAAAGACCUGGUGGAAGGUACACAGUAUGAAUUUAGGGUGGCCGCUGAAAACAAGGCCGGUGUUGGCCCCAUGUCACCUCCCUCUGUACCAAUCACAGCACAAGAACCCAGUGUUUCAGUUGAGCCAGUUGGUGAAGCUCCAACAGUCUUAGAAGGAUUGCCUGAUGUGGCUGUAACAGAAGGAGAUACAGCUAUUCUGGGCUGCAAGAUCAGUGGACAACCAAUGCCUUCUAUUAAAUGGCUGAAAGAUCAUAGAGAAGUGAUUGCUGAUAAACGCCAUGAGAUGAUUUAUGAGGACUUUGUAGCUUCACUAGUAGUCAAAGAUGUCCAGGAGAAGGAUGCUGGAAGCUACACAUGUGAGGCUAGCAAUGAUUUAGGUAGUGUGAACACAUCUGGACUCUUGGAAAUUCAGGCUGCUCCUACUCUAGAUUUCGACAAUAAGUUCAGAGAUCUCAUCACUUUACAUGCUGGAGCUGUUCUGAAGAUACCAGUUCGAGUUGGUGGCAUUCCUCUACCCAGAGUUACUUGGCUCCGCGAGGGUCAGACACUUCGCACUGGUGGUAGAAUCACAGUAGAUAUCCAAGAAGAAAGCACCACAUUGACUAUCAAGAAAGUCACUAAAGAAGAUGAUGGUCUUUACAGUUUGGUAGCAGAGAAUGAAGUAGGGGAAGCCACUGCCAAGUUUGAUGUGGAAAUUUUGGACGUGCCAAGCCCACCCCAGGGACCUAUUCUUAUAUCUGAGUUGACCAAGGAUAGCUGCAUGUUGACCUGGAAGCCACCAAAAGAUGAUGGUGGCUGUGACCUCACAGCUUACAUCGUUGAGCGCAGAGAUGCCAAGAAAACAAUGUGGACCAAGCUGGCCACCCUAGAUGGGGUUACCCUGGACUACCAGGCUACCUCCCUGGUAGAGAGUAAUUCUUAUCACUUCAGGGUUAUUGCAGAGAAUGAGGUUGGCCAGUCAGAGCCCUUGGAGACCAGUACCCCUGUUGUGCCAAAGAGUCAGUUUGGGAAACCAUCUGCUCCUCAAGGACCAAUAGAGUUCACAGAUAUCAAAGCUGAUAGCACAAUUUUGACCUGGAAACCUCCAAGCUCUGACGGUGGAGCCCCAAUUAAAAGCUAUGUCAUUGAAAGGAGGGAUGCCAGAAAAACAACUUGGACCAAGAUAGCUAGCACAGACUCCAAGACUUUGUCCUGCACAGCUCAGAAAUUGAUUGAGGACACCCCUUACAUCUUCCGUGUGUUUGCUGUGAAUGAUGAAGGUCAAAGUGAACCAUUAGAAGCUGACAAAGAACUGAUACCCAAGACACCAGCUGCUGUUCCUAGUAAACCCAUUGGCCCGAUCAAGUUUUCUGACAUCCUAGCAGACUCUGUGACGCUUUCUUGGUCUCCACCCAAAAAAGAUGGUGGAGCUAAAGUGACUUCCUAUGAUGUGGAGUGCUCUGCCGAUGGAGGUCAGACCUGGACACCCAUUGAGACUGUGGAUGCUAAGAGCACCACCUGCAAGGCCAAAGAACUGAAGGAAGGGCAGAAAUAUAUGUUCAGGGUGGCUGCUGUCAACAGUGUGGGCAGGGGAGAGCCAUUGGACUCUGAGAUUGUCACACCACAGAGAAAGAUCACUAAACCAUCUAAACCUACUGGACCACUAGAGAUAUCCAAUGUACAAAAGGACUCUGCAGUGCUAGCAUGGAAGCCACCAAUAAGUGAUGGAGGAUCUCCCCUCACAGGCUAUGUUAUCAUGAAGCGUGACUCCAAGCGUUCCAACUGGGCCCCUGCUGGCAAGGUUGAUGGCACCACCACUGAAUUCAAGGUCUUGGACCUGAUUGAGGGCACAGAGUACUUCUUCAAAGUAGUGGCAGAGAACAAAGCAGGCCAAAGUGAAGGACUUGAAACUGAAAAGCCAGCGCAAGCAAAGAGUCCUUUCAACAAACCAUCCCAGCCUGUAGGACCACUGGAAAUAACAAAUGUAACAGAAAAUUCAGCUGACCUUUCCUGGAAGCCCCCUCAAAGUGAUGGAGGCACUCCAUUGACAUCUUACAUUAUUGAGUCCAGGCCUGCAACCCGCUCAACAUGGAUUCAGGCAGGCAAAGUCAAAGGGGAUCUGACCACCUUCACUGUUCCUGACCUUCGUCUAGAUACUGAGUAUCUAUUCAGAGUAAUUGCUGUCAAUGCUGAAGGUCAGAGUACCCCACUGGAAGGCAAGGAGCCUGCCAAGCCUACAAAGAAGAUAAGCCCACCAGGACCUCCCCAGAAUGUACGUGCUGGCAGAGUAGGAGUGGAUUACGUCACACUGGAAUGGAAACCACCUUCUGAUGAUGGAGGCUCCAAAGUGACCAGCUACAUUGUGGAGAAAGCUGAGGAGAUUUCUGGGGACUGGAUCAAAGUGGCUGAGGUAAAGGCCUAUGACACAACCUACAAAGUGGAACAUUUGAAAGAGAAUGUGGGCUAUUACUUUGCUGUCUCUGCCAAAAAUGAAGCAGGACAAGGUGAACCCUGUGAAACUGAUGCACUGAUCAAACCCAAGAAGCCAGAGGGACCACCAGAUACACCUGUGGGUCCAAUUGAAAUCUCCAACCUUGACAAAACUGUGGUGACACUAACCUGGAAAGCACCAAAGUCAGACGGAGGCUCAGCUCUCACAGGAUAUGUCAUUGAGAGACGUGAGGCUGCACGCACCCAGUGGACCAAAUUGGACUCCUGCCCACCCACUGAAACAUCAAUCACCACAAGAAAUCUGAUAGAAGGAAAUGAAUACUAUUUCCGUGUCUGUGCUGAGAACAAACAUGGCCGUAGUGAUUGGUUGGAAACUGACAACUCUAUUAAGAUGAGAAGUCCAUAUGAAAAGCCAGCAAGACCUUUGGGUCCACUUUUACUGAAUGAUUUGACUGACAAGACUGUCACUUUGGCAUGGCAACCUCCUGAAAGUGAUGGGGGCACCCCGCUGACAGCUUAUAUCAUUGAGUCACGCCCAUCUGCCAUUUCCUCCUGGACAGCCAUAGGGAAAGUCAAAGGUGACACCUUGACAUACAUUGCUGAAGAUCUCCGGGAAGGAACUGAGUAUCAUUUCAGAGUCAGUGCUGUCAAUAUUGAAGGUCAAGGCCCAUCACUUGAAGGCAAAGAAACCGUUAAACCAGUGAAAAAGAUUGAAAAACCUGGACCCCCAGCUAAUCUGAAAGCCUCCAAAGUGGGACCUGACUAUGUUACACUAGAGUGGAAGCCUCCAACUGAAGAUGGUGGCUCCAAGAUUACAGGAUAUAAAAUUGAGAAGUGUGAAGAGGAUGCAGACAACUGGGUCAAGGUGGCAGAUGUCUUGGGGUAUGACACCAGCUACAAGGUGUCAGGCCUGAAAGAUGACAAAGCCUACUUGUUUGCUGUGACAGCCAAGAAUGAGGUUGGCUUUGGCGAACCUGUAGAAACUGAAAAGGGAAUCAAACCAAAGAGAGCUGAAGGUAAACCUAGUACACCAGUAGGCCCUCUGAAAGUGAAAGAUAUUGAAAAGACUUCUGUGACUCUUACUUGGCAGCCACCUACUGAUGAUGGUGGUUCUGCCUUGACUGGUUACAUUGUUGAGAAAAAAGAUGCAACUAGACCCACAUGGACCAAAGUGGAGAAAGUCAGCCCAGACAAGACCAUCAUCUCAGUACAAAACUUGAUGGAAGGAUCUGACUACCUAUUCCGGGUGUCUGCAGAAAAUAAACAUGGUGUCAGUGAGCCACUGACCACAGAGACAUCCAUCAAGCCAAAAAGCAAAUUUGAUGUUCCAAGCAAGCCUUUGGGGCCAAUUGAUUUCUCUGACUUGAAUGAAACUUCUGUGACCUUGUCCUGGAAACCGCCCAGCAGUGAUGGUGGCCAGCCUGUUAAAAACUACAACAUUGAGUACAGAGAUGUGCGCAGGAGCACGUGGACAAAAGCUGGCUCUGUGCCAGGGGAGGUCACCACAUUUAGGAUGGAGAAGUUGAUGGAAGGAAAUGAAUACAUCUUUAGAGUAACUGCAGUCAAUAGUGAAGGAGAGAGUCAGCCACUAGAAUCACUGGACACUGUCAAGCCAGAGAAACAAGCAGUCAAACCUGGAGUUCCCACCAAUCUCAAAGUCAAGGAAACUGGCAAAGACUUUGUGAAGGUUGAGUGGAGCCCACCCAAAUCUGAUGGAGGCUCUAAGAUCACUGGUUAUCACCUCUUAUUGCGUGAAGAAACAUCCGAUGACUGGAAAGAUGCUGGUAAAGUUGGAAGUGUUGAGUCUUCCUACACUUUCAAGGAUCUGAGCGACAAGAAGAAGUACUUGUUUGCUGUGGUGGCUGAGAAUAAAAUUGGUCAAGGUGAUAGGAUAGAAACUGAUAGCCCUGUCAAGCCAAAGAAACCAGCCACUAAACCUUCUCGCCCUGUUGGACCUAUAAAACUGACUGAUUUGACCCGCUCUUCUGUGACCUUGACCUGGAAGCCUUCAGAGGAAGACGGAGGCUCUGAAAUUACUGGCUAUGUUUUGGAGUAUAGAGAAGGCUUUAAGAUGACCUGGACACCAGUCAAGGUGGUUGCUCCAGAUAUCACCAGCUACACAGCACAGAAUCUGAAGGAAGGUCAAGAGUAUGUCUUUAGAGUCAUGGCUGAGAACUCUGUUGGUAGAUCAGAUGCUCUUGAAUCUGACAAAGUAACUCCUAAACAUCCAUUUGACAAACCAAGUAAGCCAGAAGGACCUAUUAGCUUCUCAGCCAUAGAUGUAGACUCUGUCAUCUUGACCUGGAAACCACCAACCAGUGAUGGGGGCAAGCCAGUCAAGAACUACAUCAUUGAAUAUAAAGACCUGCGUCGUACCACCUGGAUCAAAUCUGGCUCUGUUCCUGGAGAUGUGCUGACCUACAAAGCUGAAAAACUAAAUGAAGGCAAUGACUACAAGUUCAGAGUCAUUGCUGUCAAUGAUGAAGGAGAGAGUCAGCCUCUUGAAUCUACGGAUUCCAUCAAACCUGUCAAACCUGCUGGUAAACCUGGUGCACCAAAAACCAUCACAGUGAAAGAAUCAGGUAAAGACUUUGUGUCAGUUGAGUGGAGCCCACCCAAGUCAGAUGGAGGUUCUAAGUUGACUGGAUAUCGUCUGCUACUCAGAGAAGAUGGUACUGAGGAGUGGAAAGAGGUGGGCAAAGCUGGUGGAAUGGACUCAAACUACACCUUUAAGAACCUGAAUGACAAGAAGAAUUAUUUCUUUGCUGUGGUGGCUGAAAACAAAUUGGGUCAAAGUGACAGAAUGGAGACUGAGAGAUCAGUCAAACCCAAGAAACCAGCAACUAAACCUUCUUGCCCCAUCGGACCUAUUAAACUGACUGAUUUGACCCGCUCUUCUGUGACCUUGACCUGGAAGCCUUCAGAGGAAGACGGAGGCUCUGAAAUUACUGGCUAUGUUUUGGAGUAUAGAGAAGGCUUUAAGAUGACCUGGACACCAGUCAAGGUGGUUGCUCCAGAUAUCACCAGCUACACAGCACAGAAUCUGAAGGAAGGUCAAGAGUAUGUCUUUAGAGUCAUGGCUGAGAACUCUGUUGGUAGAUCAGAUGCUCUUGAAUCUGACAAAGUAACUCCUAAACAUCCAUUUGACAAACCAAGUAAGCCAGAAGGACCUAUUAGCUUCUCAGCCAUAGAUGCAGACUCUGUCGUCUUGACCUGGAAACCACCAACCAGUGAUGGGGGCAAGCCAGUCAAGAACUACAUCAUUGAAUAUAAAGACCUGCGUCGUACCACCUGGAUCAAAUCUGGCUCUGUUCCUGGAGAUGUGCUGACCUACAAAGCUGAAAAACUAAAUGAAGGCAAUGACUACAAGUUCAGAGUCAUUGCUGUCAAUGAUGAAGGAGAGAGUCAGCCUCUUGAAUCUACGGAUUCCAUCAAACCUGUCAAACCUGCUGGUAAACCUGGUGCACCAAAAACCAUCACAGUGAAAGAAUCAGGUAAAGACUUUGUGUCAGUUGAGUGGAGCCCACCCAAGUCAGAUGGAGGUUCUAAGUUGACUGGAUAUCGUCUGCUACUCAGAGAAGAUGGAACUGAGGAGUGGAAAGAGGUGGGCAAAGCUGGUGGAAUGGACUCAAACUACACCUUUAAGAACCUGAAUGAAAAGAAGAAUUAUUUCUUUGCUGUGGUGGCUGAAAACAAAUUGGGUCAAAGUGACAGAAUGGAGACUGAGAGAUCAGUCAAACCCAAGAAACCAGCAACUAAACCGUCUCGCCCUGUUGGACCUAUAAAACUGACUGAUUUGACCCGCUCUUCUGUGACCUUGACGUGGAAGCCUUCAGAGGAAGACGGAGGCUCUGAAAUUACUGGCUAUGUUUUGGAGUAUAGAGAAGGCUUUAAGAUGACCUGGACACCAGUCAAGGUGGUUGCUCCAGAUAUCACCAGCUACACAGCACAGAAUCUGAAGGAAGGUCAAGAGUAUGUCUUUAGAGUCAUGGCUGAGAACUCUGUUGGUAGAUCAGAUGCUCUUGAAUCUGACAAAGUAACUCCUAAACAUCCAUUUGACAAACCAAGUAAGCCAGAAGGACCUAUUAGCUUCUCAGCCAUAGAUGUAGACUCUGUCAUCUUGACCUGGAAACCACCAACCAGUGAUGGGGGCAAGCCAGUCAAGAACUACAUCAUUGAAUAUAAAGACCUGCGUCGUACCACCUGGAUCAAAUCUGGCUCUGUUCCUGGAGAUGUGCUGACCUACAAAGCUGAAAAACUAAAUGAAGGCAAUGACUACAAGUUCAGAGUCAUUGCUGUCAAUGAUGAAGGAGAGAGUCAGCCUCUUGAAUCUACGGAUUCCAUCAAACCUGUCAAACCUGCUGGCAUUCCUGCUGCCCCAACAAACUUAAAGAUCAAAGAAAUUGGCAAAGACUUUGUAACUGUUGAAUGGAGUCCACCUAAGUCAGAUGGAGGAUCCAAAAUAACUGGCUAUCACCUGCUCGUGUGUGAAGAUGGCACUGAUGAGUGGAAGGAAGGCGGUAAGGUUGGAGGACUUGAUUCAGCAUUUAUCUUCAAAAACCUGAGUGACAAGAAAAAAUAUUUCUUUGCUGUUGUUGCUGAGAACAAAGUAGGUCAAGGAGACAGACUUGAAACAGACAGUGCAGUGAAACCCAAAAAGCCAGCUACUCAACCCUCAGCUCCUGUUGGUCCAAUCAAGUUCACAGAGAUCACUCGCAGCAGUGUGACAUUCACAUGGAAGCCAUCAGAGGAAGAUGGAGGGGAUUUCAUCACUGGCUACGCUAUUGAGUACCGUGAAUCCUGGAAGACCUCCUGGACCCCUGUCAAGGUUGUGGCCCCUGAUAUUACCAGCUACUGUGUGCAGAACUUAAAAGAAGGUCAGGAGUAUGUCUUCCGGGUCAUGGCAGAGAAUGCUGUGGGCAGAUCCCAGCCCCUGGAGUCUGACUCUGUUACUCCUAAGCAUCCUUUUGGUCCACCUACUGCACCACAAGGACCUCUGGAGACCUCAGACCUAACCACCACCUCUGUGACUUUAUCAUGGAAACAGCCAAAGUCAGAUGGUGGGCAGCCACUCAGAGCCUACAUCAUUGAACGUAGAGAUGUGAAACACACCAGCUGGGUACCUGUGGAGAAAAUUUCACCAAAUCUGACCUCCUACACUGUACAGAACCUCACUAUUGGCCUGGAUUACUACUUCAGGGUCAUGGCUGAGAACAGUGAAGGUGUCAGCCCUCCACUAGAGACGUCAGCAACCAUAAAACUGACCAAGCCUACAAGUGCACCUGGAAUACCCAAGGGACCCAUUAGACUCUCUGACUUUACUGACACUUCUGUUACCAUCAACUGGCUGGCACCAGAGGAUGAUGGUGGAAGUGAGAUCACCAAGUAUGUCCUGCAGAUGCAUGUGUCCAGCAAGGAAUGGGUGGACCUGGCCAAAGUGGAAAGCUAUUCCACCAAGUACAAGGUCCAAGAUCUGAAAGAGAAAACAGAGUACACAUUCCGUGUUUCUGCAGUAAACAAAAUUGGUCAAGGAGAGUGGCUAGAGUCAGAUAAAGUUGUUCUAGAGAAACCACCAGAGAAACCUGGGCCACCAGAGCCCCCAUUGUCAAUGACAGAGUUUACCAAAACUACAAUCACCUUAACCUGGGGCCCAAGCCAGAAAGAUGGAGGCUCCCCAAUACUGCACUAUGUUUUGGAGAAGCGAGAAAGUUGGAAGACCACCUGGCAGCAUGUAUCCAAAGUGAAGCCCCCAGAGUCCAGUGGCCAGAAGUUCACCUAUUGCAUUCAGGGUCUGAAGGAAGACCAGGACUACAUGUUCAGGGUUUUUGCAGAGAAUUCUGUUGGUGCUUCCAGAGCCAUUGAGACUACAACACCAUGCAGGCCUAGAAGUCCAUUCCAUGUGCCAGAUGCUCCACAAGGGCCCAUUGUUAUUGAGGAUGUUGGGGUGACUGAUGUUACCAUUAGGUGGAAACCUCCUGUGAACACAGGUGGCCUUGACCUGACUUGCUACUACAUAGAACGCAGGGACACGAAAUAUACUGCCUGGAUCAAAGUAGACACUGUCAAAUCCAACAUGAACAGCUAUUGCAUUCAGAAUCUACUGGAAGGCAAUGAAUAUGUUUUCCGCAUAUUUGCUGAGAAUAUGGAAGGCAGAAGUGAACCUCUUGAAACAAAACAAGCCAUUAUCCCUGGCAGACCAGCAGUUGCCCCAUCAGCACCAACUGGACCAAUCAGAUUUGAGGACCUGACUGAGACCACAGUAACACUAGACUGGCUUAUGCCCAAAGAAGAUGGAGGCACUCCCGUUACUGGCCACACCAUCAGAAUGUCUGUGGAUGGUCAGGAAUUCAAAGAUAUUGGUAAAACUGAGGGAAAGACCACCAAGCUAAAGGUGAAGGACUUAAAGCUUGGCUCAAAGCUUAUCUUCCAUGUGAUAGCAGAGAACAAAGUAGGCAUGAGCAAGCCUUUAGAAUCUGAAACUUUGGUCCCACAGAAGAAAGCUUCUAAACCCUCUAAACCAGUUGGGCCCAUCAUUGUUCUAGAAGUGACCAAGAACUCAGUUACCAUCCAGUGGAAGCCACCAACAGAUGAUGGUGGUGCUCCUCUUAAGAAUUAUUUGCUAGAGAAGAGAGAUGCCACCCGCACCAGCUGGAGUCGUGUGGACAAAAUCUCCCCAGACAUCACUAGCUACUGUGUUCAGAACCUGAUUGAUGGCUCAGAACUGUAUUUCCGUGUUUUUGCUGAAAAUAAAGUAGGCAUGAGUGACCCACUGGAGAUGGAUAAACCUGUCAAAAUCAAGAGUCCAUUUGAUGUUCCAUCCUCCCCUGUUGGCCCUAUCACAGUCUCAGAUGUCACAGAUAGGACUGCCAAGGUUUCUUGGAAGCCCCCAGUGUCUGAUGGUGGACUGCCCAUCACUGCAUAUGUUGUACAGUUUAGGGAGACCAAACGCUCCACCUGGACCAAGUUCAAAGAGCUGAAUGCUGAGGAGACCUCUAUCACCCUCACUGGUCUUGCUCCUGACAAUGAGUAUGUGUGUGAAGUCAUAGCAGUCAACAAGGAAGGACAUAGCCAAGGACUAAUCAGCCCUCCAAUAAGACCCAAAAAGAUACUAGCUGUCCCAGGUGCACCACAGUCUCUCCAUGUCAGGAACAUUGGCAAAGACAAUUUGACCUUGGAGUGGAGUGCUCCUGAAAAUGAUGGUGGCUCACGCAUCAAGAAGUAUUCCGUUGAAAAGUGCAAGAAAGGCUCAGAGAAAUGGGAGAAGGUGUUAUCAGUUGAUGGUUACAAGAACUUCCAACUUAUUUCUGACCUGGAACCGGAAGUAGAAUGGCUGUUUGCUGUGUCUGCUGAAAAUGACAUUGGCUUUGGGGAUAGGGCAGUCACAUCCAAGCCUGUCAGACUAGACAAGCCAAUAAAUCCCCCAUCUGCACCUGAAGGUCCUCUGCUCUUCUCAGACAUCACAAAGCGUAGUGCCAAAGUGUCUUGGAAACACAGCCAACAAGAUGGUGGCUCUCCUAUCACACAUUACAUCAUAGAGAAGAAAGAGGCUUGGAAGACAUCUUGGCAGCCUGUGGAAAGAGUCAGCCCUGACAAGCUGACCUGUGAACUGACACAUCUUCAGGAAGGUCAAGAGUUGUUCAUACGUGUCCUGGCUGAGAAUGUUGCUGGUCAGUCCAAGCCUCUGGAAGGAGAGAAUCCACUGGUCCCUAAAUCACCAUACAACAAACCUGGAGCACCUGAGAAUCUGAAAGCCACAGAGGUCACAUCCAAUUCUGCAAGCCUGGUCUGGAAGCCUCCAACUGACACAGGAGGUCUGCCCAUAACCUCCUACCAGGUGGAUCGUCGUGAUAAACGCUGGGGCUCAUGGAUUAAAGUGGGUGUCACUAAAAGCAACACCAUGGAUGUACCUUCACUGUUGGAAAAUGCUGAGUACUUUUUCCGCGUUGCUGCUGAAAAUGAGGAAGGCCUUGGUCCAUUUGCUGAAAUGGCAGAAGCCAUUGUCCCUAUUAAAGAGCCAGUGGCCCCAGACAGACCUGUUGGUCCCAUACGAUUCAGUCAGAUUGAGGCUACCAGCCUAAAUAUGGAAUGGUUCCCACCAAGAGAAAAUGGUGGUGCUCCAAUCACUGCCUACAAAGUAGAAGUCAGCUCAAAGCAGGAGGUGUGGACAGAGAUUACCCUAACAGAUGCUGAUGUCACCAAAAUCAAAGUGAAAGACUUGACAGAGAACCAAAAGGUUUGGUUCAAAGUGACAGCCUUCAACAAAGUUGGAGCCAGCAAGCCUCUGGAAUCAGAUUCUGUUGUUCCACAAAGACAGAAAGGUCCACCUAGUCCACCUACACGACCUAUCAAUGCCAAAGUCUUAUCACGAGAUUCAGUUUCACUUGAGUGGGGACCACCAGAGGAUGAUGGAGGCUCUCCAGUUACUGGCUACAUCAUUGAGAAACGAGAAGCUCUUAGAAUGAACUGGUCUCGGGUGGACAAGACAUUGACAGAUGCCACACUGCUGACUGUUAAGAACUUGAUUGAGGGCAGCGAGUUCUUCUUCCGCAUUGCAGCAGUCAACAAGCAAGGGUCCAGUGAGUUCUUAGAAAUGGACAAGCCUAUUAUGGUCAAAUCUCCAUUUGAGAUCCCAUCCCCACCUGAAGCCCCUUUGAAAAUAAUGACAGUGACUCAAGAUUCAUGUGAUCUAGAGUGGUCUCCAUCCAAACAUGAUGGUGGUUCACCCAUCCUGCAUUAUGCUGUUGAGAUCCGUGAGUCUCGUCGAUCAAUGUGGGGUAGGGCUGGUCUGACCAAGGGCCCUGUCACCAAAUACACUGCUCGUAAUUUGGUCAUCAACAAUGAGUACUUCUUCCGCAUUAGGGCAAUCAAUGCAGAGGGAGAAAGUCAACCAUUAGAAGGAACUGAGUCUGUCACUCCAAGAACAAAACAAGUUCCUCCAGGCAAACCUAGAUCUAUAAGUGUCCCUAAGACUACAGAUGAAGGUCUUACUGUAGAGUGGACACCACCAACAAAUGAUGGUGGCUCAAAGAUUAAGAAAUACAUUGUUCAGAUGAAGGAAGAUACUCCAUCCUCUAAGUGGACUGAUGUGGCUACCACUGAGGGAUUCAACAACAAGGUGACCAUUCCUGGCCUCGAUACCAACAAGAAAUACAAGUUUCAAGUUGCUGCUGAAAAUGAAGUUGGACUUGGAGACUACCUAGAGACUGAUCGCCCAGCUGGACCCACCAAGGCCAUUAAACCUCCAUCACCACCACAGAACCUAAAAGCUGUUGAAAUUCAGCGUGAUGCUGUCAGCAUUACCUGGGAGCACAGCCAGAAUGAUGGUGGCUCCCCCAUCACAAACUACAUUGUUGAGAAGAAGGAGACAUGGAAAACAUCUUGGGCUCAUGUAGACAGAGUUAAGGCUGUUGUGACAUCAGCUGAAGUUUUGUAUCUGACUGAGGGUACCUCCUAUGAGAUCAGAGUAAUGGCUGAGAAUGCUGCUGGUAUAUCUGAGCCUGCCAUCCUAGCGGAGGCUAUCAUACCACAGAGUCCUUACAAGCCACCAUCUGCACCAGUGGGCCCACUUGAGGCUACCAAUGUCACCAGCACAUCAGCUACCAUCUCAUGGAAACCUCCAGAGAAAGAUGGUGGGCUUCCUCUCAAGAAAUACACAAUAGAACGCAGAGAUGCUAAGAGGCAAGCAUGGAUGAAGGUGGACUCUGUGAAACCCACAGUUCAUACAUUUGAAGUCACUGGACUGAUGGAGGGUAACAACUAUGUAUUCAGAGUGUUUGCAGAAAAUGCAGAAGGCAUGAGCCCUCCAUUGGAGUCUAGUGUUCCCAUCACAUGUCGCAGGGCACCAGAAAAACCUGGCUCACCAUCAGGCAAACUUAGGGCCAGUAAAAUCCUCCCAGAUUCUGUCACUCUGGAUUGGUUACCACCCUUGGAUGAUGGUGGCUCACCUCUUACUGCAUAUAUAAUUGAGGCCAUGGACAGCAAAUCAAAUGAUUGGAAGACAGUAGCUGAAGCUGACCCUAAUGCUACUCGCCAAUUAAUAAGAAAUCUGACAGAAGGGGAGACUUACAGAUUCAGGGUCUGUGCUCAAAAUGCUAUUGGUAGAAGUAAACCUGUGGAAAUGGAAACCACAGUUACACCCAGCAGACCUAUGGAACCACCCGGAGCUCCUCGAGGUCCACUUAAAGCUGAGAAUGUCAGUAGAGACUCCAUACUGAUUUCAUGGCAGCCCCCUCUAGAUGAUGGAGGGUCACCUAUUACUCACUACAUUGUGGACAAACUAGACAUCCAGAGAGGUGGUUGGGUCAGAGCAGCUCGAAUCCCUGCCACUGGCAAUAACUGUACAGUCAGUGGCCUUGUGGCUGACCAUGACUACAACUUCAGGGUGUAUGCAGAGAACAAGAUUGGAGCUGGUGAACCUCUGGAGAUGAAAGCUUCAGUCAAAUGCAAGAGUCCUUACAGUGUCCCAUCUUCUCCAAGGGACAUGGUUAUCUCAGACAUCACAGAUGAGUCUGCCAACAUUGAGUGGUCUGCCCCUGAGAAUGAUGGUGGCGCUGAACUCACUGGCUAUCUAAUAGAGAAGAAAGAGGCAGGCAAGCAGCAGUGGACUAGGGUUGGGCACACAGAUGCCAAGACCAGAUCUAUCAAAGCUCGCAACCUGCUGGAAGGUCGACCUUACUCUUUUAGAAUAUUAGCAGAGAACCAGGAAGGCUUGAGUGAACCUUUGACUCUGCUAAAGCCAAUAACACCAGAAAAACCACUAGAAUGCCCUGGAGCACCUCAGAAUGUUGAAUGUAUUCGUAUUGAUCGUGAUUCUUUGACAUUAGAGUGGGAGAAACCCAGAGAUGACGGUGGUGCAACUAUCAAGGGUUACACAGUGGAAAAGAAGGAGGGUAAAGCUGCUUCUUGGGGGCCUGCUGCUGAAUCUGACUCAACUACUUGUAAAUGUACAGUCAGGGACCUGAUUGAAGGAUAUUCUUACGAGUUCAGAGUCAGGGCCAAGAACUCUGUUGGUCUUGGAGAACCUGGUUAUCUCAAAGCACCUGUCAUUCCAUCUAAACAACUAGAGAAACCUUCUGCACCAAAGGGACCUUUAGAUAUCAGCAGCAUCACCGAAGACAGCGUUGUCCUAUCUUGGGACUCACCACAUACAGAUGGAGGUACUCCAAUCACACAUUACAUAAUAGAGAAAUCUGACUUGAGGCGACCCAAAUGGAUACGCAUGGAUUCUAUCCCAGCAGACAGCACAACCUUCAAGGCUGAGAACUUACUGGAAGGUGUGGAAUACAAGUUCCGUGUGAUUGCAGAGAAUAAAGUGGGUCUAAGUGAACCACUAGAAACAGAAAAAGCUGUCAUGCUGAAGUGUCCUUAUGGUCCACCUGGAAGUCCAACUGGUGAGAUCAAAACACUUCAGAUCACUAGAGACUCUGUCACCAUCCAGUGGCACCCUCCCUUAUCAGAUGGCGGCUCACCCAUCACCAGCUAUGUGGUGGAGCGCCUUGAGGAGGGCAAAAAAUCCUGGAUGUACUGCGGCCGAACAGACGGUAGUGUGAACAUAUUCACCUGUGGUGCCCUGUCAGAGAACAAAGGGUACUAUUUCAGGGUCUAUGCAGAGAACAAAUAUGGUCGCAGCAAACCUUUAGAGUCUGGCAUCGCCAUUAUUCCAAAGAGAGUUUUUGCCAAGCCCUCAGCACCAGAACACCUAAGGGCUGAAAAGAUUGACAAAGACUCCCUUACCUUGGUCUGGUCUCCCCCUGAGGAUGAUGAUGGAACCAUUACCAAAUAUAUCCUUGAGCAGCGCCUGGCAGACUCUGACAAGUGGGAGAAGACAGCUGAAGUGUCUGGAAAAACUAAAUGGUUCAUGGCCAAGAAUUUGCCUCCUGGCAAGUCCCUUGUCUUCCGUGUGUUUGCUGAGAACCCUGCAGGCAGAAGUGAACCCACAGAGCUCUCCAGUCCAGUGGCCCUGAAAGUGGUUAAAGAAAAACCAAAGGCUAUCAAAAAAGCUCCUUCCAUUGAAGAGAUUGGAGAAACGUUUGUUCAGCUGUCUUGGAUGCCUCCAGAAUCUGAUGGAGGAUCUCCUGUCACAGGCUAUGUCCUAGAGAGGAUUGACAUGAGUGGAAGGUCCUGGCUACCUGUGACGAAGCAGCCUAUCAAAGAAACCAGCUAUCGUGUUACAGAGCUGAAGAACAAUCUGACCUAUGAGUUCCGUGUCAGGGCUGUGAACAGUGUGGGGGUAUCUGAACCCUCACCUUCGUCUGAGCCUUUUAUGUGUGGCCACAAGAUAGCUCUAGCAGCACCCAAGUUUCUUGCAGAGUUUGGAGAUCUGUCUGUGCCAGUUGGCCAGGAUGCCAAAUUUACUUGUCAAAUAAUUGGUUUACCUGCUCCAGAAGUAUCCUGGUACCGUAAUUACCGUGAAGUGUAUGAUGGACGCAAGUGUUGGAUCAGACACGAGGGACUUAACUAUACCCUGUUCAUCAAGAAUGUUGAAUUUAGUGAUGCCGGCGAUGUGGAAUGCCAGGCUAGAAACCGUUUUGGUGCUGUGAGCAUUAGAGCCAAGCUACAUGUUCUUGCUGCACCUCAGAUAGACUACCAAGACAAAAAGGGCUUGAGGUUCUGUAAAGGUGACACUAUCAAGGUGAGAAUGCCUAUCACUGGCACCCCAACACCACUGACCACCUGGACCAGAGGACGGGAAAUCCUGGAAGUUGGCAGCCGUAAAGGUCGUGUUGACAUUGCUGAGACCAACUUGCACACUACCCUUAUCAUUGAAGAUUGCCUCAAGUCAGAUGAAGGGGUCUACACUCUGCAAGUUGAGAACCAACUGGGCACAGCCACUUUGGACAUUCCUAUUGCUGUAGUUGAACCACCAGACCCACCAAAGAAACCAGAAAUUAAAGAAGUAGACAAGCACAGUGUUGAGUUAACCUGGUGUCAGCCUGACUAUGAUGGUGGAUCUCCUAUUACUGGCUAUGUGGUGGAGCGCAAGGACCCCAUCACUGGAAUCUGGAGGUGGGCUCUAGCCACCCCUGAUGCUUACUGCACUGUGGCUUGCCUAGACGAGCAUGGGGAGCACAAGUUCCGAGUGAUGGCAGAGAACAGAUUUGGUGUGAGCGAGCCCAGUGAGGAGUCUGAGCUGGUGGUGACUAAGGAAGCUUUGCCCAAUAUUGAUUACAAUGAUCUUUAUGACAGUCAGUACUUAGGAUCUGUGGUUGACAUCAACUGCAUCAAAGGAGAUGUCUCAGGAAAAUACAUCAUUUGUGAAGAACUUGGCAGAGGUGCUUUUGGAGUUGUUCACCGAGCCGUAGAGAGAGCCACAGGCAAGAACUGGGCAGCCAAGUUCAUUCAUUGUCGACCACAAGACAAGGACAUCAUUCGCCAUGAAAUUGAUAUCAUGAACAGCCUUCACCAUUCCAAACUUCUGCAGCUUCAUGAAGCCUUUGACCAGAGAGGAGAGAUGGUGAUGAUUCUGGAAUUACUGAGUGGUGGGGAGCUGUUUGAUAGACUGGUGGAGAAAGAGUACACUCUGACAGAGGAGGACUGUAUCACCUACAUGAAACAGAUCUGUGAGGGUGUACAACACAUGCAUCACAGCAACAUCCUGCACCUGGAUCUAAAGCCUGAGAAUGUGAUGUGUGUGACCAGAGACAGCAAUGAUGUCAAGAUUAUAGACUUUGGCCUUGCACAGAGGCUAGAAGAAGGCAAGUCUGUCAAAGUUUUGUUUGGAACUGCAGAGUUUUGUGCCCCUGAGAUCAUCAACUAUGAACCAGUGUCAUUCUCUACAGAUAUGUGGUCACUUGGAGUUGUCUCCUAUGUGCUGCUAAGUGGCUACUCUCCAUUCGCUGGAGAUGAUAACCAUCAGACACUGCAGUUUGUCAACCAGGCAGACUAUGAUUUUGAUGAUGAAGUCUGGGAGCAUGUGUCAGAUGAUGCCAAAGACUUCAUUAAACGACUGCUGAUCAAAGACAAAAAGCAAAGGAUGACCAUUGAUGAAGCUCUAAACCAUCCCUGGCUUAAUCCUGGCCUUCUUUCUGCUACAGCUUUGAUUGAUGGCUCAGCCAAGAAGAAGCUUACUGGACAGCCACUUUCCACUGCUCACCACAAAGAUUACCGUACUCGUACUAGACAUAAGGAGGAUGAGCUAGAUGUUCUCCCUAUUGGUAAAUUGUCCAGGGACAGCGCUGUCAUGAGGAAAGAAGGAGAUGUUGGUGUGGUCAUGAGAAAACUUGUUAUGGAACUGCCAGAGCAUGCACCUUCAUUCCUUGAAGAGCUGUCUAGUGUCACAGGCUAUGAAGGGUCAAGGACACAGCUGGCCUGUAAAGUUAUUGGCAAAGCAACGCCAAGCAUCACAUGGUUGAAGAAUGGUGAGAAAGUUCCAGAAGAUGAUAAACACCGCACCACAUUCAAAGAAGGGGAGGCCACCCUCCAGAUCAGUGACUUGAGUACAGAGGAUGCUGGUACAUACACUUGCAAGGCAGUCAAUGAUUUGGGUGAGGCUGAGACCAGCGCUACCCUCAGUGUAGAAGAGGUGAGACACAGAAGAAAGAGAAUGGAGGAUGAAGAAGCCAGUGUUAGAUUGGUGCGUCCAGCACAUGAGUAUGACAUGACAAUGAUUGACACCAACAUAGCUCCAGAGUUUACUCUUCCCCUUAUUGACCAGUCAAGGGCUGUUGGUGAAGAGGUCACUUUCACAGUUACAGUAACUUGUCGACCAGAACCAGAUGUGACCUGGUUCCAUGGUAAGGAGAAAAUAGUUAGAUCAGACCGCAUAUCAUUCCACCAUGAGAAAGGAGUCUAUCGCUUGGUUAUUCACAACCUUGCUACAAAGGAUGCUGGAGAGUAUAGGUGCCAGGCUAUCAAUGCUUAUGGCGAGGCCUGGUGCUCUUGUGACUUGAAAAUUAUUGAACACAUUCCAGAAGGCCAUACCAAACCAAGAUUUGUCAGAGAGCUAGAGUACAUGACAGUCACUCAGGGAAGCCUGGUCAGACUGGAGUGUGCUGUGACAGGAGAACCUCAACCUAAGAUUAAAUGGUACAAGGACAGGUUAAGAAUCGACUCUGAUGCACACUAUAAGAUUCGCAGCUACGACGAUGGCACCGCCACCUUGGUUAUUGAAGGUGCCGAUGUGGAAGAUGCUGGCUCCUACAUGUGUGUGGCAGAGAAUGAUGCUGGCUCUGUCAGCAGUGAGGGCAAGAUCAGAGUCCAAAAAGUGUAUGAUGAGAGGCCAUCCCAAGCUGUGAUCACCACCAAGCUAGAUGCCAGGGCUAAGGGGGAAGAAGCUCCAUUGAAAAAGUAUCAGCUCAAGGUUCCACCAGAUUUUACAGCCAAGCUAAAGAACAAGACAGCACCAGAAGGUAGUACUGUCAGGCUGAACUGUUCAGUCACUGGAAUUCCAGAGCCUACCAUCCGAUGGUUUAGAGAUGGCCAAGAAAUUUUUGAUGGACCUGAUUAUACUAUGAGAAACAACUAUGGCCUCCUGUCACUGGAGAUAGUGUUUGCCAAACAAAGUCUGGCUGGGAAAUAUACAGUGGAGGCCUCUAACAGUGAGGGAACUGUUUCCUGUUCCUGUAGUGUAGAUGUGGAAGCAGGUGAAGAAGAGCUGACUAGCUUGGAGCUAGAUUUCCUUCGGCCAAAAUUCUUGACUCAGAUUGAAGACAUUUAUGUCAAUGAAGGGGAGGAUGCUACCUUCACCUGCACAGCUACUGGUAAACCAAUGCCAGCUUUCAAAUGGCAACGAGACAUGAUCAAUGUAACACCAGGAAGGUAUGUUGACUCCCAAUGGGACAACCAAGGUCAUGCCUCACUGACUCUUCGAAAGGUGAGACCCACUGAUGGUGGUCUGUACUACUGCAUAGCUCACUCCAGGUCAGGCAGAGCUAAGUGCUCAGCAUAUCUCCAUGUCAAAGCCAAAUCUCCCUCUCCUCUGAGCACCAAAGAUGCAGUGGAGUACGCCAGGCACCCAGCCAGGGAAGGAGCUUCAGUGGAGCGAGGUGGUACCCUGGGCUCUCCACCCAGCCUUGUUCUCAUGCUACCCAGCUCACUGGAUGUAGUUGUAGGAGAGAGGCUGAAGCUGGACUGCUCCGUGCAAGGCUUCCCUGUUCCAUUAGUGACUUGGCACAAAGGAGACAGAGAACUCAUGUAUAGCCAGAGACAUCGCAUCAUCUUGUGUGGCACACUGCAUACCAUGGAGAUACCACAGACAAUGGCCCUGGAUAGGGGAGAGUACAUUGUCCGGGCAACUAACAUUUAUGGCACAAUUGAAACAUCCUGCUUUGUCAACAUCUUGCCCAAAGGGUCCAAGGUGAGCACACCACCAGACUACAGGAGAGAAGCCAUGAGAGAUACAGCCAAAAUGUCUUCUCAAGCUAUAGAUGAAGACUAUGAUGAUGAGGAGGUCGAGCGUGGACCAAAACAACCUCAAGCUCCAUUCUUUAUUAAACAUUUGCCCAAGACCAUUGAUGUGAUGGAAGGGGUAGACGUCAGGUUAGACUGUAUCCUUCGACGGGGCAUUGAGUUAGUCAGGUGGUCACCAUCUUCCUCCGAUAUUGAAAAAGCUAAAAAAGAUCUGGCUGAUGAAGGCUUCAGUGGAGAGUUCAUUCCAACCACACACAGUUCUAAGUCUGAAGACAAACCUUCAGAUGGUAAAAGUAGAUUAGAACACCCAAGCUUUCUCAGCACACCAAACAACUUGGAGAGACCAGUAGGAAGUGAAGCUGUUUUUGAAUGUACUAGUGCAGGGACCCCAGAACCAGAGAUCAAAUGGUACAAAGAUGGCAGGUUGUUGAUAGCAACUGGCUCUGUACAGAUGACAAGUGUAGGCAACAAACACAAGUUGAGGUUGAAGAACCUCCUGAGAUCAGACGAGGGAGAGUAUGUGUGUAAAGCCACAUCACUGGCAGGGACAAAAACCUGUGGGGCUGUUUUGACGAUAGUUGAUGAUUCCUCUGUCCGCAGACCCUCUCAAACGCAACCAGUAGUUGAAGAGGAUUAUCAACAAUCAUCAUCCAGCAAAGCACAGGAAUCAAGUCCCAGAGAAGAGAAACUAGACUCUAGGCCAGAACAGAAACAGUCUGAGCAGCCUAAAGGCCAGAAACAAGCUUUACCCUAUGAGAAACCUGUCCAAGCGUCAUUCUCUCAGAGCCUACCCAAGACAACCAAUGCUAGCCAUGGCCAGGAUGUUGACCUGACAGUCCAGGUGUCCACUGGUGAAGUGGCCAGCGUCAAGUGGGAGAAGGAUGGCAAAGAGCUUCCCAAAGAGGCUCGCUAUUUUGUGUCCUGUGAUGAAGCCUCUCACCAAUACAAACUGACCAUCGUUCAAGCCACAGAACUGGACUCUGCCAAAUACACCUGUGUGGUCACUCUGAAGAACAAAGAUCUUAUUCACACGUCCACAAAACUAGACAUAGCAGCUGAAGAAUCUAAACUAGAAGAUGGGUUCAAACCUCACUUCACAAAUUUACUCAAAGACACAACCAUCAGGGAUGGGGAAGGGUUGACACUAGAAUGUGAUAUUGAAGGCCAGCCCAGGCCCCAGAUCUCUUGGAUCAGAGAUGGAGUGGAAAUAUUUGACAGCCAGGACUUUGAAAUCUCCAUGAUCGGGUCUCACUGUAAGCUACAAAUAAGUGAAAUCUAUCCAGAGGAUGAAGGCAAAUAUAGCUGCAAAGCAGUCAACAAUCUAGGGGAAGCAAUUUCAACAUGCUAUGUCACAGUGGAAGAGCUAGGCGGUUACUUGUCUGCCGACUCGGCCUCCACUACGUCCUCCACUAGUCACGGUCAAUCUAAAAAUAAAAGACAGACUGUUGAGGUAAACAAACAGAAACUUAGGAAAAAGGAAAAAGAACAACCGGAAACAGCUCCGGAGCUAGUGGUCAAGCCAAGACGACAAUUUACGGACGAAGGGGCAGAGGCCAAGUUCAAAUGCAGCUUUGACGGCCCUGACAGUAGCAAGUUGUUCUGGAGUAAAGACGGCACUGUCCUGAGCGCAGACCAUCACUACAAGGUUUAUGAAUCUGACGGUUUUCAUUACCUGGAAGUAGUUCAAGUCGUUGCAGACGACACCGGCGUGUACACAGUUACAGUGAUCAAUUCUGCUGGAUCAGAUCAAGCUUCAGCGGAAUUAGAAGUCUUUGUCAAACCCAAAUUAUUAUCUAAAUCUGGACCUGAGUGGGAUCAACCCUUGACUGACAGCACAGUUCAUCUUGGAGAUGUUGGAGUCACAUUCACAUGCAUUGCUAAAGAUCUGACCAAGCCAACUGUCAAAUGGUUUCAUAAUGAUAAAGAAAUUGUCUCUGGAUUUCAUAUCAAACUGACCCAUGAAGGACAAAGAACCAGUCUCACAUUUAAGGACAUAAGGGCUGCUGAUGCAGGACAUUUGAAGUGUAUCAUGUCUGGAGCUAAUGGGCAGUUAGAAACUUCAUGCCUUGUUUCAGUCUCAAGUGAUCCUGAAGAAGACAUGGAGCCUCCAGUGUUUCUUAGAGAACUUCAAGAUCAGGAAGUACAGGAAGGGGACAGAAUGGAGCUGCAAGUAGAGGUCAAAGGUUGUCCACCAAUAGAAGUUUUCUGGUUUCACAACAAUGUAGAGAUUACUCCUGAUAGCCCUGGUUUCUUGCUUGCCUCCCUUGGCUGUGUUCACACUCUCACAGUGCCUUGCAUCAUGGCAGAAAGCUCAGGGGAGUAUGUUUGCGAAGCUUAUAAUGACUGGGGUGAUACAGACACCUUUUGUUUGGUAGAUGUCAGAGAAGUAGAGCACCCUGAAGCCCCUGACUUCCUCACCCACACCAUCACCCGCAACGCCUGCGAGGGACAGUCUGUGACUUUCAAAUGUCAAGUCAAAGGUCACCCACUGCCAAGUGUUGUGUGGGAAAAAAAUGGAGUCCCACUGUCCUCAAAUCAAAAGUACAAGAUGACACAGAUCAAAGACCAGCAUACACUGACCAUCAAUUAUGUUGACCAGUCAGAUGAAGGAGAUUACAUUUGUCAUCUGCACAAUAUGGUUGGGGAGGCAUCAGCUGUUUGUGUUUUGAAGGUCAAAUCAGAGAAUGCACAGAACAGCACAGCAGAGACUUUGAAAGCCAGGCUAAGUCGGCUAACUGAAAUACAUUCAAAGCUAGAGGCCAGCCAUACUGCACAUCCUAGUACUUCUGUCUUAUCAUUUUCUGCUGUGUCUAAUGAAGGAGAUGGUCUGAAGGAGAACAGUUCAACCAACAGAUCUUCAACUUAUCACCAUUCCCCAGUGCCAACAAAAACUGUUCAUUCAUCUAAUUCACCUCAAAGUAACCAGACUGUCAAAGCUAAACUUUCAACAGAAGUGCCUUCUUUGUAUUCAAACAUUUCCAAAAUGCCAGAUUCUAAAUUGAAAGAGAACAGUUUGUCUAGAGUUAAUCAGGAGACACAAAGAAAGGUAGACAACCCAACAGACUUCAGAUCAGUUUUGCACAAAUCUAAUAACACAGACAAAACCAAAAGUAGUUUUCCAGCUGAUCUAAAAAGGUCAGAGGUGAUAGAUUUCAGAAAUGUACUCAAGAAUAAAGUUGAUAGCCCAAGAGCUGAGAUGUCUGGUUUAAAUAUUGACGAUUUAGAACUGCUGGAGGUCACUUUAAAGACUAGUGAUAGUAGAUUCAGUAACAGUUCUGAAGUUGAAAGUGGUUUUAUGAAUGACUUGGAGACAGAAGAUAGAAAUUUGUAUAAUACAUUACCAGGACUCUCUAGAAAAUCUCAGUGGAAGUAUUCAGCGGAUCAAGAUGUGCAGGAUGCUGGAUACAGGGGCUUUGUGGAUAGUCUUUUAGACUCAAGCCCAGAGCUUUGUAGUGACACUUACUCACGGAAUAGCAAUUUAGUCUCUAAUAAAGAAUAUUCAUCUGACUCAGACAUACAUUUAGAAACACCACAUCUUAAGAAAAUGACAGCCUUAUAUGAAGAGGCAGACAAAGUGCAGGGUGACAUAUCUCAGCUCUGUAAUCUUCCCUCAGAACUCAAGACAGAGGCCACAACUAAUGCUGUAGAUCAAUACACUGCAAUUCCUGUUCAAUUUGUUGAACCAAUCCAUGACAAAAGCUCAACCAGAACUACAGAGAGAUCAUUUGAGGUGACAAUGUCAAGGCCCAUACAUUUUGUGCAAUCUUCAACCAGUGUACAGUUCAACUUUGAACUGCAAAGUGAAUUAGAGCAACCAGAACCAGAAGAAACAAAUAAAGUGGUCAGUUAUAUACAGUUUACGCCUAAAUCUACUUCCAAAUCUUUGUCUAGCUUAAACCUUUCUCCACACCAUCUUUCUGAGAACAAAGAGCUAUUACCAAAGGGCACUGCUGAAAUAAUCCAUGAUGAUGAUGAUGUAUUUGCUGAAAACUUUAGCAUGACAACAUCUGGGCUGACAGUAGCUGAGGUAGAGGCAUCACAAGAACAUGAUGCUAAAUGGGAGGAUGAUAACUCUAAUUCUGUAGUUCUAAGAAACAAGAAAGUAAGCAAAAAUUCAGCACAGGUUCGAUUCGCUAGAACGUCUGAAGAUUUGACAAAAUACACAAAUGAAGAAAAAUCACCCAGGGUGUCGUCUGGUUUCAAAACCUCUUCAAAAUCAACAUCUUCUUAUGAACCUCAAGAGAAGCCAGAGUUUCAGUGUGUUCAGCUGAGACCUGCUGUAACCAAGCAUGUUCAGAGUACUGACUUAAGGUCAAGCAAAAAUUUGUCCAAGUCCACAGAGUCUUUGUUUAAAGUGAAACUUAAGCCAGUGGCUCCAAAAACUGAUUCAUCCUCUUGGAAAAAAUCUCAGACAGCUUCAAAUCUGCUGAGUGCCAAGUCCAAAUCUAAAAGUAAUGUCGACUUAGUGGACAGGGGGCUCUAUCAAAGACCAUUCAGGGAUAAAAAGACAUCGCCAUCAAGAAUGGAAGAGAUUCCAACUUCCUCUUACAGAGUAUCCAAAAGUAUCAUGGGAGAUACAAGAUCAAGUCAGCCAAAGGAAUCGUUUGCAACCAAAAGAUCUAGCAAGCUUAAUGAUGCUGAAAAACAAAGUCUGGAAUCCAGAAGUAACAAAUUUGCUCAUAUCAGAUAUGUUAGUCAAGAUCUGAGUGUGCAGAAGGAGUUGAAGAAAGAUACAACAGUAACUAAGGAGCCAAGUAUUCAGGCUAAGGUUGCUGAAAAGAAAAUGCUUGGGGAAAUAGGGAAAUCCUUGUCCAAUAGCAAUAUUCUCAAUGGAGGAGAGCCUAUAGAUACUCCACAAACAUAUUCCCAUAGACAUGAAAGUAAAAGACACUCAAUACAGACAGAGUCAUCUCCUUUAGUAUCUCGUAGUGAAACAAAGUUAAACCAAGCUUCUCUGAAAGAUUCUCGCAGUUUAAGCAAAUCUAUUGGCAAUUUGGACACUUCUACUUCAUCAAAGGUAUCCAGCAAACGAGAACUUUUUGAAAAUUUAGAACAGACAAGUAAACCCAACUGGCAGAAGAUCCAGAAUAGUGGUGGUGAUAGAGCGAAGAAAAUUUCAGUAGCAAAAGUGUCUACAAGGAAAGAAUCUGCCCAUGUGAAUACAAAGCCUGAGUGGAUAAAAAAUGCCACACACAAAAAUAUUGAUGAGAAAAUAAAAGCCUUAAAAAAAGAAAAGGAAAAAAUAAAAAAAGAAAAGGAAAAAAUGGACCACUCUAUAGUGCCCUCUUGGGUGAAGACAAAUUCUGUAAAAGAGAGUGAACUGAAUGAAAAAUUUAGAGAUGUGAUUAAACCAGAGAAGCAGUUUGGUGUGACAAGUAUCUCAGAGACUCCAUCUCCACAAUCCAAAGUUAAAACAGGCCCUCCGGUGGCUCCCAAGCCUGCGAAGGUAAUUGUGGAUCCAGCUAAAGAAGAACUUAAAGAAGACAUCUCAGAUACUAAGAUAAACCAAAUAGUUGCAAGAGAAACCAGAAAACCGCAAAUACAAAAUGAAAGCCCAAUAUUCAAAGACACUGGUUUGGCUAAGGCUGGUACAUUAGAAAAGGAUUUUUGCUUCAAAGAAGGAAACUCUUUAGAAUCUCUGAAUUCAAUAAAUACACAUACCAGCACUAUUUUUGCUUCUGAAAGCUCAGGAAUCUCUUUAAAUUAUCCAGAAGCUUUAAGAUCAUCAACUGAAGAUUUGGACUCUGUUAUCUCUGUAAGUUCCUCAUCAUCAGACGUAUCCUUGGCCACCGGUUAUCCUACUCAUGCUCAUGAUGAUUCAAUUCAUUAUUUGGCUUUGGGUGAUAAGGCUGAGGUGCAAGAUGCUUCCAGGAAGGACAAGAUCAGAGAGCUCAAAGACAAGCAACAGAUCCAUCUCACAGACGUGAUUGAAACAAGGCCUUCAACCUUCACCAAAGAAGAAUCUAAGGAAGAAAAUGUAGAACAGACAUCUACUUUGCCGAAGGAUAAGAGACCUGAGACACGGCUGGGCUCCACCAGUAGUCAAGACUCUGGUCUGAUUCUGGAUUUAUCCAACCCAGCUCUCAAUCCCUCAGACCUAAUUCUAGUUGAUGUAGUGACUGAUGGGUUUCCUGAUAAAACAGCUACAUCUGCAUGGCUCGGGCAUACCCACGAAGAUGAAAUGUCACCCGCUUUAAUUCUGAAAGAAAGGAGAGAAAGACGGGCCGCCAACAACAACAAAGAUUUCGUCAUUACAAAUGUUGAUCAGGGUCAAACACAAAACAAAAAUUUCAAUGGAAGGCAGUCUGAGGAAACUGAGCAAUUAGAAAGUCCACAAGCCUAUGACAGGCUGAAAGAAUUUAGGUCGAAAUUCCGAGACAGCAAACAUUGGGAAAGAGUGGACAUUGCUAGCACAGAUACAUCCAGAGAGUCUACACAGAUUGAUACAUUUAGGGAGUCUGCUCAUGCAUCCGAGUCAUUUGUUGGAAAAGAGGAGAGAAGGGUUCAGUCCAGGUUAAAAGAUAAAUUGAAAGACCUCCACUCGGAUUACACCUCUGCAAAGACAUUACCUGAAAAUUCCAAAAGCAUCCUCAUCAAUAGAGAUUCUGUGAUUAUCCGUACAGCUGACUUGGAAUCUUCCCCUUUGGGUGAUAUUGACCAAGAGGUAACAUCAAAUAAUGUCAGCAAAAGUAGGCUUGUAGAGGAUAUCACAAAGCAGAGAGCAUCAGAUGGUGUUACAAAGCUCGAGGGAUCUCGCAAGAAAAUCAGCUCACCUGUCAAUGAUGUAGCUGACAAGGUAUGGAAGCCAAAAGUGAAAGGAGAGCCUCCUUUAGUUGCAGUUGGUAAUGACAAGCCAUUAGAUUUCAUCCCCCAGUCUGACGUAGAUCCUAAGCACUUAGCUAGCUUUAAGGCCGAGGGCAAUGUUAAGUCGCUGGGUGAUUUGAAGUCUUCCAACAAUAAGGUGAACUUUAAAGGAGCAGCAAACAGUUCAGCAAGUGGGAAAGACCCAGCGGAAGUUGAGGUCUUGGCUUCAUCCUCUAUGACGCCAUCCAUGGGUCACCAUCCAUCGGAAGUUCAAACUUCAAUUUCCAACGUGGAACAUCAGUCUUGCCCACCCAGUUUCCCCUCUCUCUUGAGGGACGUCUUAGUAAAGUACGGAUGCAGAACUACUCUUCAGUGCUCUGUUCUGGGGAAUCCCACACCGGAUAUUAAAUGGCUGCACAACCUGACUCCUAUUGAGCCCAGCAAGAAGAUUGAAAUUCUGUACUCCAAUGGCGUCGCGAAACUAAUUAUAUUCGAGACUUUCAACGAAGACGUCGGGGACUACACCUGCUGGGCCAAGAACCCUUUUGGCAGCCUGUCAGCGCAUUGCAGACUGGAGCUAGAAGUCUCCAACAGGGAAGAGAGUCGUUCAUUCGAAGGGCCGGUCUCACGAGAGCCAAGAAUCUUGUCUCUGACUCCCAAGACUGUGUCCUUGUUAAAGGGUUCCAAGUUGACCCUGACCUCGACUUUCGAUGGUGAACCCAUCCCUGAGGUCAAGUGGAUAUUAAACGAGGAGGUGCUUGCUUCAGAUGGAAGAGUUGAGAUCACCACUGACAGCACUAGCAGUGUAUUGACCAUUCAGUCUGUUAGCCAGUCUGAUGCUGGUAAUAUGUUUGUGUGUAUCAGCAGUAGCAUUGGAACUGACCAAUCAGUAACCAACAUAAAUAUUGAAGAUGUUCCUGGGCCACCUCAAGGCAAACCUCAGGUUUAUGAGAUUAAUAAACAUUCAGCCUCCUUGUCCUGGAGCCCCCCCAGCUAUCUUGGAGGAUGCCCUUUGACACAUUAUACCAUUGAGGCUAAGAUGAGACAACAGACAACCUGGGAUGUUGUUGUACCUCAAUGCCAAGAACUUAACUACCACAUUCAAGAUCUGAAACCAUGUUCAACUUACCAGUUUCGAGUGCGUGCUUCCAACAAACAUGGAUUAGGUGCCCCUUCAGAGCCAUCCGACCGAACUAUUACCUCUGAACCUUUCAGCUCUAUCAGUGAUGACGAUUCAGAAGGGUAUCCAGAGGUAUUUACACCAACCAUUGAAUAUCGCAGAACAGAUGAUCUGCCUUUUGAACCAAGAGUGGUAACUCUAAAUCGCCAAGACAAAUUUCAAGAUCUGUAUGAGCUGGAGAAUGAAGUUGGAAAAGGAAAGUUUGGUGUUGUCUACAAAUGUAAACAGAAAAAGGAUGGAAAAACUUUUGCUGCCAAAAUCUUGAAGAGCAGAGAAAAGAACAUGAUCUUGCAUGAGAUAGAGAUUAUGAACUGUCUGAGACACCCAAAGCUUUUGCUGCUGUGGGAUGCUUAUGAGGAGUUUAGGAGGAUUAUCUUAGUCAUGGAAUAUGUUGGUGCUGGUGAGCUGUUUGAACGAGUCAUAGGGGAUGAUUUUGUUCUGACUGAACGAGACUGUGUACACUUCCUGAGACAGAUCUGUGAGGGUGUCAACUACAUGCAUAGUUUGAAUAUCCUUCACCUUGACCUAAAACCUGAAAAUAUUCUCUGUGUGGCUGAAAAUUCAAACAGAAUCAAAAUUAUAGACUUUGGCCUUGCAAGGAGAUAUAACCCAAAUGAAACUGUUAAAGUUAUGUUUGGCACUCCAGAGUUCAUUGCCCCUGAAGUGAUCAAUUAUGAUGCUAUUAGUUACCAUACAGAUAUGUGGAGCAUAGGAGUCAUCUGUUAUGUUCUACUGUCUGGUUUAUCUCCCUUCCUUGGGGAUGAUGAAAAUGAGACCCUAGUGAAUGUCACAUCUGGUGAGUUUGAUUUUGAUGAUGAAGCUUUUGAACAGAUCUCAGAUGAAGCCAAAGAUUUCAUUAACAAACUUCUGCUGAAGGAAAAAGAAUCCAGAAUGCUUACAUCUGACUGCCUAGCACACACAUGGCUUAGUCAAGAUGAGGUAGAUGGAGUCAGGUACAAGCGUUUGAACACCGAACGAUUGAAGAAAUUCAUGGUGCGAAGGAAAUGGCUGAAAACUGGGAAAGCUGUUCUGGCUGUUGGUCGUCUUAUAAAGUCUACCAGUUUAAAUAACCUCUUCCGGAGCAGCAGCAAUGAUAGUCUGCUAAGUGCGUCCACUAUUACACCUGUCACCUCAUCAACUAAUUCUGUUGACGACGAAAUUGCAUGUGCUGAUGAAGCUGAGUUGACCUCAGAAAUCCAGGUUCAAACUGAAGCAACAAUCGCUGACAUUCAAAUCCAAGAUGAUGUCAGAGCAGAAAAGAUUGAAGCUAAUAUUGAAAAAAAUGUGAGUGUACCUCUGACAGAUUUGAAUGACAAUCAUUUACGGGGACAUAACCAGGAACAAACAUUUAACAACUCAAAUAGCUCAGAGCUAAAUAGGACUCAUCCAUCUGAUCCUUUGCUACAAUCUCUAAAAGAUUUACCCAAACAACCAAAGACUAAUCUCAUUGAAAAUAGGCUCAGGGAAACUGGUAUACCAGCCAGUGGUUCAGAAGGUAAGACAUCUUCAGAACCCAACUUUACCAAAACCAUGAAGAGGUCUAAGACCUUUGUGGGUGAUGUGGCCAGGUUUGACGUGACUGUAUCAGCCAAUCCAGAGCCUGUGGUCACUUGGUUCUUUGACAAUGAAGAGCUUCAUCCAGAUGACCGGCAUAUCAUCAGCAUGGACAAAAUCUCUGGCUCUCAUUGGUUGAUUAUUCGGGGAAUACAAGAAGACGAUGAGGGGGACUACUCAUGUAAAGCAGUAAACUCCCUAGGAGAAGUGACAUGUUCAGCAGAGUUAUCUGUCUUAAGUUUUUAACUGACCUAGCAAUUACAUUGUCUCACAUCAAGUUUAAUCAGUGAGUCUAGAGUCUCACAGUAAUAACACGAAAAAGGGAAACACACAUAGUGGUGAUAGUUUGAUCUGUGGACAACGGACACUUUACAUUUAGCACAAAAUAAAAGGAGCUCAAUAUAUCAAAAUAUCAACUCUUAGAAGCGUGUUUGUUUGUUCUUACUACAAGUGGUAUUUUACACAAAUCCAUAGCAUAAUGAAUUGGAAUGCUUUCAACCUUCACCCUUGGCGUAAGUUGUUCUCAUAACAUUUCAACAGUGAUAUAUUCAUAUGGGAUCAAUGUGAAUAAUUUGUUUUCAUUCAUUCAUUUCUAUUUUGUUUUUUAAAUAUUUUGUUCAUGGAUUACUUGUGUUAAUGGUUUAAUUUGUCAAACCCCACCAGUGAUUGUACUUCACAGAGGAUUUAAUUUAUUGAUUUUUUCUGUUAGAGAAGAGAUCUAAGUGAUUCUUUUUCUUCUGGUAUUCUGUAAGUACUCUAUCACUACCUGAUGUCAAACAUUCAUUGACUAUCUAGAUGUGAAUUUCUUGAACCAUGAUAUUUGAAAUAGUGAUAUAGUGAUAUUUUGUUUUCUAACUGGUCAGGUCUCAAUAGUGAGUUUUAAUUUAAUUUUAUUAAUAUAUGUGAGAGCACAAAUGAGCCACUAUAUUCAAAUAUAAAGUUUUACUUUUAGACAGUGUUACAAUGUUUUUAAAGCACAAAAAAAAAAAAAACUUGUUAUAAAGUUUCUCAAUAUCAUUAUAUAAAUAUUUUGGGGGAGCUUUACAAUAAAGAUGCAACAGGCCCAGAUUUGAUGGGAGAGUUUAACAGAGUUAACGGGACAGUUUAAGGAAUUGCCAGUGUGCUAUAUUUAAACAAAUCAAAUUGUAAUCAAAACCUCUGUUACAUAAAGACAUUAAACUUUUGUAUGGGAGUAACUAAAUGCUGACAUUUUCUUGAGGUUAGUGGAAGCUCACACGUGAAAUAGACAAGAAAUGCUUGCCUGCAAAGUACAUGCAGAAGCCCCUGUUUAACUGAUCUUAUAUGUUAAACUUUUCUUACACUUGUCUCAUACUUGUUAGUUUUGCCACUACCUACCUUCUAGGAGUCCAAUUUCACAUCAGGAUUACAUUCUUCUAAAUUCUAAGCUUAUAAGCAUACCAAAAUGUGCAUUCUAUUUGUAAAUGAAUGGAGCUUUGCAUGUUAAUUAGUGUUUACAUGUGAGUUCUUUCUUUAAAUCAUUAAUCAGGCCAAACUUAAAGUGUGCUUUUUUAAAAAUUAAAUGUAUAGAUUAAUGAUUUUCAAUCCCUUGAAAUUCUGAAACCACAUGAUUUUUUGCUGUUUGGUUACAGACCACCACUUAUUGUGCAGAAAUCACACACAGUUUGAUAAUUAGCAUGAUGGGGGAAUGUUACUGAAAGCACAGGUGGUCUGAUCAUCACUGGAUUCUGUUGAAAUUACGUUUAGAAUGACUGGUAAGGUUUAGAAUGACUGGUAAGGUUAUUAGGAGUACUUUUGAGGGAAACUAUUUGGUCCCAAAAACAUGUCAAGAGAAAAUGCUGCAAGGCUAUUGUAGCUGUGAACCAUUGCAACAUAGAAUCUCAUAUUCAAGAAAAAUACCACCAGAACUGGACAAUGAAAAAUUACAGUGGACACCACACUAUUUUGCCAUAUCUCCUGAUGCUGUUAGUAUUUCUUUGAAUGGUUCAUCAAUCCAAUGGGAUGCUUCAAAAUGAAAUGAUAUCUUGAGUCGUGACCUAAGCAUGGUUAGGUCAGUUCUUAGCAUUGAUGGCUGUGUGCAAUGCUGUAGUUAUGAUCCAAACUCAGUAAAACUUAAUGAAAGCAUAGCAGUGGAAAACAAAAGUGUUAGAUCUAGUGUCUUUGUGUUUUUGUGACAUUACAUUUAAAUCUAUUUAUGACACCCAUGUCCUUUUCCUAAUUCAAAGGAAUAUAAUUAAGUUUCUGGUUUUAAGCUUUAUAAAUAUAGUUUGCUAUUUUGUUUUUAGCUCAAAUAUUUAUGUCUGAUUUUGCAAAGACUUUUUAUAGUUGAUAGUUUUAAAGUCAAAGUUAAGCAAAGAUAGAGUAUGCUUUGCAAAGAUUUUUAAUUAACGUUUAACCUUCAACCCUAAUAUUCUGUACAUUUGCUUCAUUUUAGAAAUCAUCGCUUUGUCUCAAAAUAUUUUUUUUUUGUAACUGCCACAUAUUUAGUUUUUUUUGUGUUGUAUUUUUGUUUUAAAUUAACAUUUUGUAGAUCUUUUGACUACAAUGAUUGUAGUGAACCAUUGCUUUUAUCCCAUAUGAUAAGUGUUUUUUUCUUUUAUGUUAUCUUUUCUUUUUUUUUAAAUUAUGACCAUUUUUAAUGUGUUUAUUUAUUGUCUGAUUGAUACAUUUGGAGUUGAUUGAAAACUAAUAAACAUUUGAAAUAC
Biomphalaria glabrata is the source of this 90247-nucleotide messenger RNA. Its product is annotated as titin-like. The coding region runs from base 192 to 87809 and encodes 29205 amino acids. The record is from RefSeq and is a predicted model, not a curated record. Lineage: Eukaryota; Metazoa; Mollusca; Gastropoda; Planorbidae. Gene Ontology annotation, biological process: protein phosphorylation. The transcript has 302 exons. Gene Ontology annotation, molecular function: ATP binding; protein kinase activity; protein binding.